Drosophila grimshawi is the source of this 51660-nucleotide messenger RNA. RefSeq lists its product as uncharacterized. Gene Ontology annotation, molecular function: zinc ion binding; calcium ion binding. The record is from RefSeq and is a predicted model, not a curated record. Gene Ontology annotation, cellular component: nucleus. NCBI's taxonomy places the organism in Eukaryota, Metazoa, Arthropoda, Insecta, Diptera, Drosophilidae.
ACAUUCAAGUGGCUCUCAACUUCUCGAUCAAUAGCUGAACAGUGUGCGGGUCUCUGAGGUCUGCAGUUGGCCAGCAUCUGGCAGCCAUACAUCCGAAGCAAAUUAAUUUGUUUUUCUUAAAAUCUGCACCGUUUUAUUAAUAGUGAAAGUUUGUGUGAGGCGUACGCAAAAAUAAAUUUUUCAAAUUUUACAAGUGAAAAUUGAGAAAAAAAAACAUCAAACGCAACGCGUCGCGCGCAGUCAGCAAUUCAUCAGCAGCAGUCAAGUGUUAAAAGAAAAGCGUCAAUAUUUCUUUAAUAUUUUAACCAAUAAAAAAAAUCCGAAAGUGUCUGUGCAUAACUCCGUGUGUGUGUGUGUAUAUGUGUGUGCGCACCAGUGCCUGAGUGCUGUGCAGCAGUCAAAACCAAAGGCUGAAAACAUAAUUUUGCUGGCGUUGUUUUUCGUUGGCAGCUGUUGGCAGUAUGAACUGAUUUUAACCGAAUUUUGAUGAAGAAAAUGCAAAAAUGAAAAUAUUUUUGCCACUAGUCACGUGGAUAGUGCUACUACUCUCGAGUACAGUACAUUCACAACACCAACAACUACAACCCUUUAAAACAAAUCCAAACAAACAUAGUCGAUUUCGAGGCGAAGUGUUCUUUCUGAAUCUCGAGGAUGGCUAUUUUGGCUGCCAAGUUAAUGAGUCUACGGACUAUUUGCAACUAUACGACCUAUCGAAAAUAUGCGACGGCAAACAAGACUGUUUUCUUGGUUCCGAUGAGCUGAGCAAAGAGCUUAAAUGCACAAAUGACUGUGAUAAGGAUGGCACACAGUGCACAAAUGGUGUUUGCCUGAAUGGUGUUUGCCAUUGCAAUGACGGCUUUGGCGGCUGCAAUUGCGUCGAUCAGGAUGAGAACGAAUGCAAGCAGCGUCCAUGCGAUGUGUUUGCCCAUUGCACAAACACAUUGGGCAGCUUUACGUGUACCUGCUUUCCGGGCUAUCGCGGCAAUGGCUUCCAAUGUGAAGACAUUGACGAAUGUCAAGAUCCAGCGAUAGCGUCGCGCUGCGUAGAAAACGCCGAGUGCUGUAAUCUGCCGGCGCACUUCCUGUGCAAGUGCAAGGAAGGCUAUACGGGCGAUGGCGAGGUGCUGUGCACAGACAUUGAUGAGUGCAGCAAUCCGCAGGCCUGUGGCGCCAACGCCCAAUGCCUGAAUACGCCCGGCAAUCACACGUGCGUCUGCCCCGAUGGAUUUGUGGGCAAUCCCUAUGACGGCUGUCAGGAUGUUGAUGAAUGCGCGUACCCGAACGUGUGCGGACCAGGUGCCAUAUGUACAAAUCUCGAGGGCAGUCAUCGCUGCGACUGCCCGCCGGGAUACGACGGCGAUGGACGCACCGAACAGGGCUGUGUCGAUCUGGACGAAUGCGGACGCUCGCCUUGCGGACGCAACGCCGAUUGUCUGAAUACAGAUGGCAGUUUUCGCUGCCUGUGCCCCGAUGGCUUCAGCGGUGAUCCCAUGCACGGUUGCGAGGAUGUCGAUGAAUGCGCCAUUAACAAUCCAUGCGGUUUGGGUGCUCAAUGCGUGAACUUGGGCGGUAGUUUUCAAUGUCGUUGUCCACUUGGCUUUGUGCUUGAGCAUGAUCCGCACGCCGAGGCGCCAAUGCUGGCCACACCCACACUACAACUGGGCUAUGGCGAUGGCGAUACACUGAUCACACCGGCACAAACAUCGGGUGCUGGUUUGGCCUGCCUGGACAUCGAUGAGUGCAAUCAGCCAGAUGGUGUGGCCAAAUGCGGCACCAAUGCAAAGUGCAUAAAUUUUCCGGGCUCAUAUCGCUGUCUCUGUCCAAGCGGAUUUCAAGGACAGGGCUACUUGCACUGUGAAAAUAUCAACGAAUGUCAGGAUAAUCCGUGCGGAGAAAAUGCCAUCUGUACGGAUACCGUCGGAAGCUUUAUUUGCACGUGCAAAUCGGACUACACCGGAGAUCCGUUCCGCGGCUGCGUGGACAUCGAUGAAUGCGCCGCACUGGACAAGCCAUGUGGACAGCAUGCGAUCUGCGAGAACGCCGUACCUGGGUACAAUUGUAAAUGCCCGCAGGGCUAUGAUGGCAAACCCGAUCCGAAGGUGGCCUGCGAACAAGUCGAUGUGAACGUUUUGUGUCGCAGCAACUUUGACUGCACGAAUAAUGCAGAGUGCAUAGAGAAUCAGUGCUUCUGCUUGGACGGAUUUGAGCCCAUUGGCUCUAGCUGCGUGGAUAUUGACGAGUGUCGAACUCAUGCGGAGGCUUGCGGUCCCCAUGCCCAGUGCAUGAACACGCCCGGCUCCUAUCGCUGUGAUUGCGAAGCCGGCUACGUGGGCAGUCCGCCGCGAAUGCCAUGCAAACAGCCUUGCGAGGAUGUGCACUGUGGUGCACAUGCCUACUGCAAGCCGGAUCAAAACGAAGCCUACUGCGUCUGUGAGGAGGGUUGGACCUAUAAUCCCAGUGAUGUCGCCGCAGGCUGCAUCGAUAUUGAUGAAUGCGAUGUGUUGCACGGACCCUUCGGCAGCUGUGGCCAGAAUGCCAGCUGCACAAAUACACCCGGUGCUUUUAGUUGUGCCUGCCCGCCCGGUUUCUCGGGUGAUCCGCACAGCAAGUGCUUGGACGUGGAUGAGUGUCGUGCCGGUGGUAAAUGCGGUGCCGGCGCCGAUUGUGUCAAUAUGCAAGGAGGCGGUUACACAUGUCGCUGUCCCGAGGGCACACUGCCCGACCCGGAUCCCUCAGUGCGCUGUGUGCCCAUCGUUAGUUGCGCCACAAAUGAAGAGUGUCCCGGCAAUGCCAUCUGCGAUGAAACGAAGCGCUGCCUGUGCCCGGAACCCAAUAUUGGCAAUGAUUGCCGACAUCCCUGCGAAACGCGCGACUGUGGUGCCCAUGCCCAGUGCAUGCUGGCCAAUGGAGAGGCACAGUGCCUCUGCGCGCCAGGCUAUACGGGCAAUGCUGCGCUACCAGGUGGCUGCAGUGACAUCGAUGAAUGCCGCGCCAAUCCCUGUUCAGCAAAUGCUAUUUGCAGCAAUACAGCCGGUAGUUAUCUGUGCCAAUGUCCAGGUGGAUCUACUGGUGAUGCGUAUAAGGAUGGCUGUGCCACGGCAAAGACUGUGGGUUGCUCUGAUUCUAACCCUUGCGCCUUGGGCGAGAGCUGUGUUCAGGACGCGUUUGCAGGCAGCAGCGUUUGCAUUUGCCGCCAGGGAUAUGAGCGCAAUUCGCAGAGUGGCCAAUGCCAGGAUGUGGAUGAGUGUGCGGGUGAACGUGCCAAGCCCGCGUGUGGCCUAAAUGCACUCUGCAAGAAUCUGCCGGGUAGUUACGAGUGUCGUUGCCCACAAGGACACACCGGCAAUCCGUUCGUCUUGUGCGAGAUCUGCAGCAGCGCCGAGUGCCAAUGCCAGGCCCCAUACAAACUUCUGGGCAACAGCUGCGUGCUGGCCGGCUGUUCCAGUGGGCAGCCAUGUCCCAGUGGCGCUGAAUGCAUAUCGAUCGCGGGCGGUGUUAGCUACUGCGCCUGCCCCAAGGGCUAUCAGACCCAGCCGGAUGGCAGCUGUGUGGAUGUUAACGAAUGCGAGGAGCGUGGCUCCCAGUUGUGUGCCUAUGGAGCUCAGUGCGUCAAUCAGCAGGGCGGCUAUAGUUGUCAUUGCCCCGAGGGAUAUCAGGGUGAUGCCUACAACGGACUCUGCGCGCCCGCUCAGCGCAAAUGCGCUGCGGAUAAGGAGUGCUCCAGCAAUGAGAAGUGUAUACAGCCAGGAGAGUGUGUUUGCCCUCCACCAUAUUUCUUGGACGCCCAGGACAACAACAAGUGCAAGAGUCCCUGCGAGCGUUUCCCCUGCGGCAUCAAUGCCAAAUGUACGCCCUCGGAUCCUCCGCAAUGUAUGUGCGAGGUGGGCUUCAAGGGAGAUCCACUGCUUGGAUGCACAGAUGAGGAUGAGUGUGCCCAUCUGCCCUGCGCCUAUGGGGCCUAUUGUGUGAACAAGAAGGGCGGCUAUCAGUGUGUCUGCCCCAAGGGCUUCACAGGUGAUCCCUACAAGAGUGGGUGCAUACUGGAGAACGGCGUGCCGAAGAGCACCUGCCUGAACAACGAGGAUUGCGCCAGCAAUUUGGCCUGCCUGGAUGGCAGUUGUCUCAGCCCGUGCGCCAGUCUCCUAUGUGGCUCGAAUGCCUACUGUGAGACGGAUCAGCAUGCUGGCUGGUGUCGCUGUCGCGUGGGCUUUGUCAAGAACGCCGACGGCGACUGUGUAUCGCAGUGCCAGGAUGUUAUCUGUGGUGACGGUGCCCUUUGCAUACCCACCAGUGAGGGACCCACAUGCAAGUGCCCGCAAGGCUACUUGGGCAAUCCCUUCCCUGGCGGCAGUUGCAGUACAGAUCAGUGCACUGCCUCCAGACCCUGUGACGAGCGUCAGAUAUGCAUAAAUGGACGCUGCAAGGAGCGCUGCGAGGGCGUUGUAUGUGGCAUAGGAGCCACAUGCGAUAAGAACAAUGGUAAAUGUGUUUGCGAACCAAACUUUAUGGGCAAUCCGGACCUGCUCUGUAUGCCACCCAUUGAACAGGCCAAAUGCUCGCCUAAUUGCGGCGAGAAUGCUCACUGUGAGUACGGACUGGGACAGAGUAGAUGUGCCUGCAAUCCCGGCUCAUAUGGUAAUCCCUACGAGGGCUGUGGGGCCCAGAAGAAGAAUGUGUGUCAACCGAACAGCUGUGGACCGAAUGCCGAGUGCCUCGCUGUUGACAAUCAAAUCACCUGCAUCUGUCCGCAAGGCUUCAGCGGCAAUCCCUAUGUGAGCUGCCAGGAUGUGGACGAGUGCGCCAAUAAACCGUGCGGUUUGAAUGCCGCCUGCCUCAACACAGCCGGCAGUUUCGAGUGUCUCUGUUUGUCCGGCCAUGCAGGUAAUCCCUACAGCAGCUGUCAGCCAAUCGAGAGCAAGUUCUGCCAGGACGCCAGCCAGUGUCAGUGCAGUGAUCGCGUAGAAUGCCCCGAUGGCUACAGCUGCCAGAAUGGCCAGUGCAAAAAUCUAUGCUCCAAUACAGCGUGUGGACCUCGCGCCAUUUGCGAUGCGGGUAAAUGUCUGUGCCCCCUGGGCUACGUAGGCGAUCCCCAUGAUCUGAGCCAAGGCUGCACCAUACGGGGACAGUGCGGCAACGAUGCUGACUGUCGCCACACGGAAAUCUGCUUCCAACUGGGCAAGGGUCUGCGCAAAUGUGUGGAUGCCUGCUCCAAGAUACAAUGCGGCCCCAAUGCGCUCUGCGUGGCCGACGAUCAUCGAUCAUCGUGCAUCUGCGCCGACGGUUACUUUGGUAAUCCCAGCAAUCUACAAGUUGGGUGCCAACCGGAGCGUAAGGUUAUCGAUCUGGAAGAUAAGUGCAAGACGGACAAGGAUUGCGAACGCGGUUUUGGUUGCCAGUCAGAUGCACUAGGCACCCGAGAGUGCAUAAAUCUGUGCUCCAACGUUGUCUGCGGUCCAAAUGAACUCUGCAAGAUAAAUCCUGCUGGACAUGCGAUUUGCAAUUGUGCGGAUAGCUUUGUCUGGAAUCCAGUUGUGUCGUCGUGCGAAAAGCCCUCGCUACCCGACUGCACCAGCGAUGAGAACUGCCCCGAUGCCUCCGCCUGCCGCCCCGACGUGCUGGGCGUGCUGAAAUGCGUAUCCAUUUGCGAUGCCUUCACCUGUCCAGCGAAUUCGAUUUGUGUUGCGCGCCAUCAUCAGGGACGCUGCGAUUGCCUCAGUGGAUUUGCAGGCAAUCCCAAUGAUCGUAAUGGCUGCCAGCCGGAGCGUAAGCAUCAGUGCCGUGGCAAUGCCGAGUGUCCCGAAUCAGAGGCAUGCAUCAAGGAUGAGAUAACGCAAUCGCUUAGCUGCCGUUCCGCAUGCGACACUGUCAAGUGCGGACCACGCGCCGUUUGCAUUACGAACAACCAUCAGGCACAGUGCCAAUGCCCACCAGGACCCUACGCUGGCGAUCCCAAUGAUCCCUUUAAUGGCUGCAAGAGCGUGCCCUGUGUCUAUAAUCAUGACUGUCCAACCAAUCAAAUGUGCAAUCGCAUGACACACACCUGCUACGACGUGUGCGACGAGGAAUCGUGUGGAGAGAAUGCCAUUUGCCUGGCCGAGGAUCAUCGCGCCGUCUGUCAAUGCCCGCCCGGCUAUCGUGGCAAUCCCUUGCCUGAAGUCGCCUGCGUGAAACAGAGCGGCUGUGCGGCCGGCAGCUGCCAUACUACGGCAAUAUGUGAGGUGACACCCGAGGGAGCCACUUGCAAGUGUCCGCCACUAUUUGUGGGCGAGCCACAGACCAAUAGCAGAGGCUGCCGUCCGGAUGGUCAGUGCCCCAAUGGCGAUGCUGACUGUCCGGCGAAUACCAUCUGCGCUGGUGGCCGCUGCCUAAAUCCCUGCGACAAUGCCUGUGGCUCGAAUGCGGACUGCAAAGUAGUCAAUCGCAAACCGGUUUGCAGCUGUCCCCUGCGCUUCCAACCCAUCUCCGAGUCGGCCAAGAACGGCUGUGAGCGCAGUGCCUCCAAAUGUCUCACGGAUGUGGAUUGUGGUGGGCAAUUAUGCUACAAUGGUCAAUGCCGUGUGGCUUGCCGCAACACACAGGACUGCUCCGAUGGUGAGCGCUGCGAGGGAAAUGUUUGCGUUGUCACCUGCCUGGACCAUAGUCAGUGCGCUAAAGGACUUGCCUGUCUGGAAGGCCACUGCGCCAUCGGCUGUCGCAGUAACAAGGAGUGCAAACAGGAGCAGUCGUGCAUUGGCAACAAUUGCCUUGAUCCCUGUCUAUCAAGCACAAGUUGCGGUCCCAAUGCGCUCUGCAGCAUACACCAGCAUCGCAGCCAGUGCGCCUGCCCGGAUGGAUUCGAGGGUAACCCAACGCCCGAGCAGGGUUGCGUGCGCGUACCAACACCCUGUCAGGCCACCAAUCAAUGCCCCAGCGGUCACAUGUGCAUUGGCAACCAGUGUAAUCUGCCCUGCACAAAGACCUCGGCCUGCGCCGUGGGAGAACGCUGCUAUCAACAAGUAUGUCGCAAGGUCUGCUACACCAGCAACAACUGUCUAGCUGGGGAAAUUUGUAACAGCGAUCGAACUUGCCAGCCUGGCUGUGAAUCGGACGCGGAUUGCCCACCCACCGAGCUGUGCUUGAGCGGUAAAUGCAAGUGCGCCAGUGGUUUCAUUGGCACCCCCUUCGGUUGCUCGGAUAUUAAUGAGUGUACGGAACAGCCCUGCCAUGCCAGUGCCAAGUGCGAGAAUGUGCCCGGCUCCUAUCGUUGCGUCUGCCCCGAGGGCACCGUUGGAGAUGGUUAUACGCAACAGGGCUGCGUACAACCCCGACAAUGUCAUAAGCACGAGGAUUGCGCGAAUAGCUUGUCCUGCAUACACGGCAAGUGCACAGAUCCCUGUCUGCAUACUGUGUGUGGCGCAAACGCUCAUUGCCAGGCGGAGGCGCAUCAGUCGAUGUGCAGCUGUCCCGCUGGCUAUCUAGGUGAUCCCAAUGACACAGGUGUCGGCUGCUUCAAGGUGGAGUGCAUUGAUCAUGUGGAUUGCGCUAGCGAUCGUGCAUGCGAUGCGGAAACCAAUCGUUGCAUCAAACCCUGUGAUCUAACCAGCUGUGGUAAGGGAAGCUGCCAAGUGUUGGAUCAUAAGGCCAUAUGCGAAUGCAACGAGGGCUACCAGCUAGUCAAUGGCGUCUGCGAGGAUAUCAACGAGUGCCUGACCCAGCCCUGUCACAGCACUGCCUUUUGCGACAAUCUUCCCGGCAAUUACAUUUGUAAGUGUCCCGAGGGGCUCAUCGGCGAUCCGCUUCAGACGGGCUGUCGCGAUCCUAGCGAAUGUCUUAGCGAUGCUGACUGUCCCGCUACGGCCAGCUGUCAGAAUUCACGCUGUCGCAGUCCAUGUGAGCACCAGAAUGCAUGCGGCCUCAAUUCCAACUGCGAAGCAAAGUUGCACAGGGCCAUUUGCAGCUGUCCGGCCAACUCACGUGGCGAUCCGCAGGUGGAGUGCGUGCACAUUGAAUGCGCCGACAAUGGUGACUGUGCCGCUGACAAAGCCUGUCUGGAUGCCAAGUGUAUAGAUCCCUGCUCGCUACCCAAUGCUUGUGGAGCGCUGGCUCACUGUUCCGUCCAAAAUCACAUUGGGCUGUGCGCCUGCGAGUCGGGUAGCACCGGAGAUGCCAAGCAAGGCUGUGUGUCGCUGCAGUACUGUCAAAAAGAUGCACAGUGCCCUCAGGGCAGCAUCUGCGCCCAUGGCAUCUGUAGUCCACUGUGUAGCAGUAAUCGUGAUUGCAUUUCGGAGCAGCUCUGUCUGCAGGGUGUAUGCCAACCCACAUGCAAGUCAAACAGCACCUGUCCACAGUUCCAGUUCUGCCAGAACAACAUUUGUGCCAAGGAGCUCGAAUGCACCAUCGACAGCGAUUGCGGUGAAGACGAAACCUGCCUAGUUGACGCCUAUGGACGUGCCCACUGUGAAUCGGUUUGCCUGGGACGCGCCGCUUGUGGCCGCAACGCGGAGUGUGUGGCCCGAUCUCAUGCUCCCGAUUGCGUUUGCAAGGAGGGCUUCUUUGGGGAUGCACGCUCCGGCUGUCGCAAGAUCGAGUGCAACAGCGAUGAGGACUGCUCAAACGAUAAGAGCUGCGAUAAUCAUAUGUGCAAGAUCGCCUGUCUUAUUGGCCAGCCGUGUGGAGAGAAUGCGCUCUGCACAACGGAGAAUCAUCGCCAGGUAUGUCACUGUCAGCCCGGCUUCAGUGGUGAUCCGCGCGUACACUGCGACGUUAUCGAUUUUUGUAAGGACGCGCCGUGCGGACCCGGCGCACGUUGUCGCAAUUCGCGUGGCUCUUACAAAUGCACCUGUCCACCCGCUCUCGUCGGUGAUCCUUACAAUGAGGGCUGCCGCAGCUCCGUCGAAUGCGAGACGCACGACGAUUGUCCCCCGCAUGCUGCAUGCACCAAGACUAACGGUGUGCCCAAGUGCCAAGACGUGUGCGCCCAUCUACAAUGUGGCCCCAAUGCGGAAUGUGUUCCGAAAGGUCAUGUGGCGCACUGUGCAUGCCGCAAUGGCUACGACGGCCAACCCGCUGACCGGGUGGCCGGCUGCAAGCCAUUGCCAGUGCCCUGCCAAAUCACUAGCGAUUGCCCCACCAACACAUACUGCUCAGAUAGCGUGUGUAAACCUGCCUGCUUCCUGGACACUGAGUGUGGUCCAUCGGAGGUGUGCCAGGGCGGCCAAUGCUUCGAUCCCUGCCAGCAGCCGCAGGCAUGCGGUCAGAAUGCCGAGUGCCAGAUGCACAGCCAUGUGAAACAGUGCCAUUGCCCCGAGGGCUUCACCGGCGAUGCGGGUAAGGAGUGUGUGCGUGUGCCGGUCGCCUGCGAUGGUGACUGUUCGCCAGGAUACACAUGUCGCGAUUCGAUGUGCCUGCCCGUCUGCCACAACGAUCUUGAGUGUGCGUCUAACGAGAAGUGCCUGCGUGGCAACUGCAUGCUGACCUGUCGCGUGGACAACGAUUGCUUCUUGGGCCAUGUUUGUCUGCAUAAUAAGUGCGUGUAUGGCUGUCACGUCGAUGACGACUGCAGUGCUUCCGAGUCCUGCCGUAACGACAAGUGCAUUAAUCCCUGUCUUGAGAAUCCCUGCGGUCCCAAUGCCGCCUGCUCGGUGUCCAAUCAUCGCGCAAGCUGCAGCUGCCUGGACAACAUGGUGCCCAACCCCACACCGCAAGUGGGUUGCGUGCGCACUCCACCACUCGAGUGCCACGAGAAUCGCGACUGCAGCAAAGGCCUGGCCUGUUUUGAGUCCGUGUGUCGUCCACUCUGCGCCGAUGAUGCCGGUUGUUUAACCAACGAGCGCUGCCAGCAGGGCGUCUGUAAGCCGCUCUGUCGCCAUGACAACGAGUGUGCCAAUGGCGAACUCUGUCUGGGUCUCAACUGCGUCACUGGAUGUCGCUCCGAUCAAAGUUGCCCCAACCAUUUGGCCUGUAUUGGCCAGCAAUGCGUCGAUCCCUGCUCAGAGCCGACAGCAUGUGGCACUAAUGCCCAUUGCCAGGCCAUCGACCAUCACAAGCAAUGUACCUGCCCCGAGGGACUCAGUGGUAAUGCCAACGUGCUUUGCAAGGCACCACGCACUGCCUGUGGUCGCAACGAGGACUGUGAAUCAAAUCAAUUGUGCUACGCCGGCAGCUGCCAGGGCAAGUGCCGCAACGAUCAGAACUGUCUCUCGGAUGAGCGCUGUAUGCGCGGCACUUGCCGCACCGUCUGCAACACGGACAGCGCCUGUGCUCAGGGUCAAAUUUGUGAAAAUCGCGUCUGCCAGACUGGCUGCCGCAACGAUCUCAGCUGUGCCAGCGAGGAGGCUUGCGUUAAUAAGAUGUGCCAGAAUCCCUGCCAAACACCAGGUCAGUGCGGCCAAUGCGCCGAAUGUCUGGUCAUCAAUCAUGGCGUACAAUGCCAGUGUCCGGCUACCUUUAUUGGUGACGGCCUUACCGGUUGCCAGUUGCCACCCGAGCGUUGCCAUCCAGGCUGCGAAUGUGACGAAAGCGGAGGCUACUGCGCUGCGAAAUGCAGUCGAUCCGAAGACUGCGCCUGUGGACAGCAGUGCGCACGUGGCAAGUGCCGCAACAAGUGCGGCGCCAAGCGCCAGUGUACCGUGGGACAGCUAUGUGAACGGGGCGCUUGCAUCGCAGGCUGCAAAUCGAACGGAGACUGUGCUGCCGACCAGAGCUGCGCCAAUGGAAAAUGCGUUGAUCCUUGUGCUGAUGAUAAGGCCUGUGGACGCAAUGCGCUGUGCACAGUGUCGGAGCAUCGCAUGCUGUGCUACUGCCCCGACGGCUAUGAAGGCGAACCCAGCAAGGAGUGCGUGCAGUUCGAGUGCCGUCAGGAUAGCGAUUGCGAGUCAAGCAAACGCUGCGAUCAAGGCAAGUGUCGCAAUCCCUGCCUGGAAUAUGGUGCUUGUGGCACCAAUGCUCAAUGUCGUGUGGUUAAUCGCAAGGCGCAAUGCUCGUGCCCGCCAGAUUUCUUCGGUAAUCCGGCCAGUGAAUGCCAGCCUCUGGAUGGUGGCUGCUCCAACAAUCCAUGCGGCGUGAAUUCCAAGUGCAUUGAGGUGCCCGGCGGCUACGAGUGUGCUUGCAUGGAUGGCUGCAUGGGAGAUGCGCAUAAGGGUUGCCUUUGCGAAGAACAGUUGGUAAAUGCCUGCCAUGAGCAACCCUGCGGCCAGAAUGCCGCCUGCCGUGUGCUCCGCAACAAUCAAGCCGAAUGCUACUGCCCCGAGGACUUCCCUAAUGGCGAUGCCUAUGUGCAUUGCUAUGUGACACCACUGCAAGAGGACUGCCGAACGCGAGGCUGUGAUGUAGGCGACUGUGUGCGCCAGGGUUACGAAUAUGUGUGUCAACGGGACACCGAACAAUGCUACUCAGAUACGGAUUGUCCCAGUGAAAAAUCAUGCCUACAAGGACACUGCACCGAUCCUUGUACAAUGCGUGGCGCGUGUGGCACAAAUGCACUAUGUCAGACUGUGCUGCAUCGUCCACGCUGCUCUUGUCCCAACUGUCACAUAGGUCGACCCGAGGUCGAGUGCAAGCCGGAUCCAAAAUGUGUGCCAGACGACACAGACCCCAAGACAAAGGAUCAAAUAACAUGCACCAGCGAUGCCGAAUGUCCAGAGACCUUGCAGUGCGGCCAAUAUGGCCAAUGCACAGAUCCUUGCAACAAUCCACUGUUCAUCUGCGAAAGUAACAAAAAGUGCGAGACCCGUCGCCACCAGCCCGUUUGCAUAUGCAAAUCAGGCUUCAUAGUCAAUGAGUAUGGUGAAUUGACCUGUGCACCGGAUAAGCGUGAAUGCUAUCGCGAUGAUGACUGUGCCUCGAAUAUGGCCUGCACGGAUGGCAAGUGUCGCAACCCGUGCAUUGUACCACUGGGCCGUGCACCAAUUUGCGCAGAGAAUAAGUCCUGUGAAGUACAGGAUCAUAAGCCAGUAUGCAUUUGCAUGCGAGAUUGCCAGCCAUCGAUAUCGAUUUGCUUGCGCGAUGCUGGCUGUCCGGCAGGCUUAGCCUGCCGCAAUUAUCAGUGCGUCGAUCCGUGCAAGUUUGCCACGUGCGCACCCAACUCGCCAUGCAUUGUAGAGGAUCACAAGCCGAUAUGUAAAUUCUGCCCAACUGGAUUUAUAGCCGAUGCAUAUGGAUGUCAAAAAGAAAUUGGUUGUGCCUCUAGCGAUGAGUGCCCUACUCAACAGGCAUGUGUAAAUGCGCUUUGCGUGGAUCCCUGCGCAUUUGCGAAUCCCUGCGGUCGCAGUGAGGAUUGUCGCGUAAUUGCCCAUCAACCAGUUUGUGCCAGCGUCUGUGAAUGUCAGCGAAAAUCUGAUUGUCACAACGGUUUCGAGUGUGAUGGUUGUCACUGCCAAGAUACAACAGGUCGCACUCCUGGCUGCGACCACUGUCCGCCAGGCGCAAAGUGCGAUCCUACAACUGGCGCCUGUAUUAAAGAACCUCCGGGCACACCCAAAACACCAGAGCCAUGUCAAUCGAACAACGAUUGUAUUGAAAGCGAAGCCUGCUAUAUGGGUCUGUGCCAUAAUCCCUGUGAAUUUGCUAAAGUAUGUGCUUCGAGUGCCAAGUGUACGGCGAAGAGUCAUCGACCCAUAUGCACCUGCCCACAGGGCCAUGAGGGCAAUCCGAUGGUCAAGUGUGUGUCCACCAAAACGUCAAUCGAAUGCACAGACAAUUCGGAUUGCGGAGUUACAGAAGCCUGUAUCAAUGAUCGUUGCCAGCAUCCGUGCGAUGUGCAUGAUCCUUGCGCCGAGAAUGCUGUUUGUAUCAACUCAAAUCAUGCGACCGAUUGCAGUUGUGUGGAUGGCUAUCAGGGCAACGGUCUUAUCGGUUGCCAGCCAGCACGCACACACGUUUGCCAAUACAACGAGGAUUGUCCACCCAAUAAGCUAUGCGAUCGCCUCAAUCGUCGUUGCAUCAAUCCCUGCCAAGAGGAUUCCUGUGGCGAGAACGCCGAAUGUGUACCGGUCAACCAUGGCAUCGACUGCCGCUGUUUGCCCGGCUACUUGGGUAAUGCCUAUGUUUUAUGCCAACAAUCUUUGGGUUGUCGCGCCGAUUCGGAAUGUGAUGCCAGUCAGGCAUGCAUCAACGGCAAGUGCACAUCGCCUUGUCAAUGUGGUGCCUAUGCCCUAUGCGAAGUGAUUAACCAUCGUGGCCUAUGCAAGUGCCCACCUGGAUACAAUGGAAACCCAGAGGUGGGUUGCAGUCCGCCACAGAAUCCAUGCGAUCCCAACCCAUGCGGUUUGAAUGCGCAGUGUGAGCUUGAUAAUGGCAAUCCCAUAUGCUUCUGCCCUAAGGGACUCACCGGUAAUCCCUUCAAAAAUUGCAUACCCGAGGGCGAUGAGUGCAUUCCAAAUCCAUGCGGUCCCAACUCUGGCUGUCGACGUGUCAACGGCGCUCCGAUUUGCUUCUGUUUGCCUGAAUACGAGGGUCAGCCUCCACAGAUAGCUUGUGAGCUACCUUCUAAUCCGUGCGAACCCUCGCCAUGUGGUCCUAACACUCAGUGUGCAGUACUGAGCAACGGAUUCUCCAAGUGCACCUGCUUGCCUGGAUAUGUGGAGAGCCCCAACACAAUACGCGGCUGCGUGGAGCCCAUUAAUCCCUGUGAACCAAAUCCUUGCGGCACUGGCGCCAUUUGCGACUCAUCACGCCAGCCCGUAUGCUACUGUCCGGACAACAAGAUUGGCAAUCCCUUCAGAAUUUGCGAGAAGCCUGCCGUUUCUAUCGAAUUGUGUCAGCCUGGGCCAUGUGGUCGCAAUGCCGACUGCUAUGUGGCGGGCAAUCGGGAGGAAUGCUACUGUCGUUCGGGCUAUAUUGGAGAUGCCUAUCAGGGAUGCCGUGAACCAAGUCGAACUGUUUGCGAUCCUAACCCCUGCGGACCCAAUGCCAAUUGCGUUGUUGCUGGCGAUGGUCAGACCGCUUGCGUCUGUCCGGAAGGCCUCUCUGGCGACCCAACAUCGCUUGUCGGCUGCCAUGGAUACGAAUGUCAAGUGGAUACCGAUUGUCCGCAAAGUAAGGCUUGCAUGGGUUUCCGCUGCUACGAUCCAUGCCCAGGCGCCUGCGGCCAUGGAGCCAAUUGCCGCGUGGAACAACAUCAUCCGGUGUGCUCUUGCAAUGCGGGCCUAACUGGAAAUCCUGGCGUGCGCUGCUAUGCCCUGGACCAACCCAAGGCAAACCCAUGUUUGCCAAGUCCGUGCGGCCUAAAUAGCGAGUGCAAGUUGCUGAAUAAUCGCGCUGUCUGCUCUUGUCUAUCUGGAUAUCUGGGCGAUCCCCAAUCCGGCUGUCGUCCGGAAUGCGAUAUCAAUUCGGACUGCGGAGAGUCACUGUCCUGUAUCAAUCACAAGUGUAUAGAUCCUUGUGCUGGCACCAUCUGCGGCAUUAAUGCAAUUUGUAAUGUACGCCAACAUACGCCAGUUUGUCAUUGUUUGGAUGGAUUUGCUGGAGAUGCUUUCCUGCAGUGCGUGCCUAUCGGUAUUGUGAAAAACGAUUCCCGUGAUCCUUGUGCGCCCUCACCUUGUGGACCCAAUGAUGUGUGCUCCGUCUUUGGUGAUGGUGUUGCACUCUGUGAUCCUUGCUUUGGCCCCAAUGCCCAGCAGAAUCCUCGAUGCCGACCCGAAUGUAUUGCCAAUUCGGACUGUCCCUUCGAUCGCGCAUGUUUAAGUCAACGCUGUUUGGAUCCCUGCCCAGGCUCAUGUGGACGCAACGCCGUUUGCAAUGUUUACGAGCAUAAUCCAGUAUGUGCUUGCCCCACCGGACUCUAUGGAAAUCCCUACGAGCAGUGCUCACCACCCUCACCCAUUGUACCAACGCCUUCGGCUAGUUGUGCAAAACUGCAGUGUGGACCUAAUUCUGACUGCAAGCGACAGAGUGGUGGUCUAACUUGCAUUUGCCGCAAGGGCUACUUCGGUAAUCCCUACAUAGGCUGUCGUCCAGAGUGUGUGCUCAACAGCGAUUGUGCGGCAGACAAAUCUUGUGUGAAUUCCAAGUGCGUGGACACCUGCAACGGGGUCUGUGGCAUUAAUGCCGUGUGCCGUGUUGUCAACCAUGCUCCAGUUUGUGUGUGUGCCGAAGGUUAUAGCGGCGAUGCAUUUGUGGCCUGCAAUCCAUACUACCUGCCGCCAGUGACACCUGAGCGUCGCAAUCCGUGCGAACCCUCACCCUGUGGUCCUAACUCUCGUUGUUUGGCUUCUGCUGAUGGAUAUGCGGCGUGUUCCUGUCUGCCCAACUUCAAGGGUGCUCCACCAGUUUGCCAGCCAGAGUGCGUGGUCAGCUCGGAGUGUGCGCCUAGUCAGGCAUGCAUUAAUCAACGCUGUGCUGAUCCCUGUCCAGGCACUUGCGGCAGCGAUGCUCGCUGUGAGGUGCUGAAUCACAACCCGAUUUGCUCAUGUGAGGCACAUUUUGAGGGUGAUCCGUUUGUGGCAUGCUCGCGGGUACCGGAACCUCCUAUAGAUGGCAAAUCACCAACAAAUCCUUGUGUGCCAUCACCAUGCGGUCCCAACUCAAUAUGCCAGAUCAAACAGAACCGACCAGUAUGUUCUUGUGUGGCUAACUACAUUGGCAGUCCCCCAUACUGCCGACCCGAGUGCACGCUGAGUAGUGAAUGCCCCGCCGACAAGGCCUGCAUACAUGAAAAGUGUCAGAAUCCAUGCGACAAUACUUGUGGACACAAUGCCCGCUGCACAGUUGUUGCACACUCAGCUCAUUGUAGCUGUGAUUCGGGCUACAAGGGUGACGCCUUCGUGGGAUGUUCAAAGGUCAUAGAAGAGAAGCCACAUGAUCACAUUAAUCCGUGCUAUCCGAAUCCAUGCGCCGAGAAUGCAGUGUGCACACCGCACAAUGGCGCCGCUCGCUGCAGUUGCAUUGAGCCCUACAAUGGUGAUCCCUACAGCACCGGCUGUCGUCCAGAAUGUAUCUACAACUCAGAAUGCCCUUCGUCACUGGCUUGCAUUAAGCAGCACUGUCGCAAUCCAUGCACUGGCGCCUGCGGACCCAAUUCAGAGUGUGCGGUAGUAAAUCAUUUGCCCACUUGCAGUUGCACGCGUGGUUUCGAAGGUGAUCCGUUCGUGGGCUGCAAACGCACGCCCAUUGGACCUAUUAGUGUUUGUGAACCAAAUCCUUGUGGAUCGAACAGCAUAUGCCGUACAGUAGAGGGUCAUCCCGCAUGUAGCUGCCAGGUUGGCUACUUUGGUGCACCGCCCUCUUGCCGACCGGAGUGUGUGGUCAGCUCGGAGUGUGCACAACAUUUGGCAUGUAUCAAUCAGAAGUGCGCUGAUCCAUGCAGUGGCACAUGCGGUUUCAAUGCCAAGUGCCAAGUGAACAAUCAUAAUCCCAUCUGCACGUGCCCCAAUGAAUACGUGGGAGAUCCAUUCGAACAAUGUGUACCUAAACCUCCUCCACAUGCACCAAUUAAUCCCUGCCUACCAAACCCGUGCGGACCAAAUGCCAAGUGUCGCGAUGUAAAUAAUCGUGCUGAGUGUUCCUGUUUACCUGGCAUGUUCGGUGCGCCGCCCAGCUGCCGACCCGAGUGUAUCAUUAAUCAAGACUGUCCCUCAAAUCGAGCCUGCAUACACCAGCGCUGCGAGGAUCCUUGCAUCGGCACUUGUGGCUUCAAUGCGCUGUGCACCACACAGCAUCACCAGCCCAAGUGCAGUUGCCUUGACGGUUACGAGGGCGAUCCCUAUACUGGCUGCAAUAUGCAUCAAAUUGUGGUGCCCGAUCUGCCCUCUGAUCCAUGCUAUCCAUCGCCAUGUGGUGCAAAUGCCAUUUGUCGCGAACGCAACGGUGCCGGCUCAUGCAGCUGUAUUCAGAACUAUUUUGGUGAUCCAUACAUAAAUUGCCGACCCGAAUGUGUACAGAACAGCGAUUGUCCCGAUAUCAAGGCCUGCAUCAAUAUGAAGUGUCGCGAUCCCUGUGCCAAUGCUUGUGGCUUUAACGCGAUUUGUCGCGUUGCUCAUCAUCAGCCCGUAUGCAGUUGUGACCCAGGUUUCACAGGCAAUCCCCUGCGUGCCUGCAUCGAAAAGCCCACAAAUAUGUACCUGCCAUUACCCAAAGAUCCAUGCAGACCUUCACCCUGCGGCCUCUUUAGCACUUGUCAUGUGGUUGGCAGUCGUCCAGUCUGCGCUUGCUUGCCAGACUAUAUGGGCAGUCCGCCCAAUUGCAAACCCGAGUGUCUGACAAGUGCAGAGUGCUCCUCAGAUAGGGCCUGCAUGAAUCAGAGAUGCCGUGAUCCGUGCCCUGGCACCUGUGGUUAUAAUGCGCGCUGUCGCACCACCAACCAUUCGCCCAUUUGCAGCUGUAAUGAUGGCUACACUGGUGACCCAUUCCAUCAGUGUGUGCCCGAGCGAAAGCCAUCGCCCAUACCAGACCCCAUACAACCGCCAAACCCCUGUGUGCCCUCUCCCUGUGGCCCCAACUCGCAGUGUCAGGCCGCAAGUAGCGGCGCUGUCUGUGCCUGUAUUAAUAACUACAUAGGACGUCCGCCGGCCUGUCGCCCCGAAUGCACCAUCAACUCUGAGUGUUCGGCCCGUAUGGCUUGCAUGAAUUCACGCUGCGCUGAUCCUUGCAUUGCCGCAUGCGGCAAUAACGCGCUCUGUCAUGUUAGCUUCCAUGCACCUGUGUGCAUGUGCCAGCCAGGCUACACGGGAGAUCCCUUCUCCGGAUGUUACCAGAUUUUGGAAACACCGAUAGAAACUACACAACCCUGUCGACCCAGUCCCUGUGGCCUGAACGCUCAAUGCGAGGAGCGCAAUCGCGCUGCGUCCUGCAAAUGCUUACCCGAAUACUUCGGCGACCCAUAUGUCGAAUGCCGACCCGAGUGUGUGAUCAACUCCGAUUGUCCCAAAUCGCGUGCCUGCGUCAACCAGAAGUGUGUCGAUCCGUGUCCGGGCAUGUGCGGCCACAGCGCUCUGUGCACCGUAUUUAAUCAUGCGCCCAACUGCGAAUGCCUGCCAGGCUAUACAGGAAAUCCCAUUGUUGGCUGUCAUCUAGUGCCUGAAACGCCACGCUAUCCCGAUCCAAUUGUGCCAGAAAACCCAUGCCAACCCUCACCAUGCGGUCUAUAUAGCAACUGCCGUGCACUCAAUGGUCAUGCAGUCUGCUCGUGUGUGCCCAAUUAUGUUGGCGCACCACCCAACUGUCGGCCCGAAUGCAUGAGCAGUUCGGAGUGCGGCCAGGACAAGUCGUGUAUCAACGAGCGCUGCAAAGAUCCCUGCCCUGGUACAUGCGGCAAUAAUGCACUCUGCCGCGUCGUCAAUCACAACCCCAUUUGCUCCUGCAGCCCUGGUUACAGUGGUGAUCCGUUCGUACGCUGUUUACCCCAAGAACAACGCCCCAAUAUAAACGAUCGCAUCAAUCCAUGUGUGCCCUCGCCAUGUGGACCCAGCUCACAGUGUAGGGUGGCUAAUGAGCAACCUGUGUGCUCAUGCUUGCAACAUUAUGUGGGAAGGGCGCCAAAUUGCCGACCCGAGUGCACCUCGAACUCCGAGUGCUCUGGCAAUAUGGCUUGCAUCAAUCUACGCUGUCAGGAUCCCUGUGUGGGCACCUGCGGCAGUCAGACCACUUGCCUUGUAAAUAAUCAUAGACCAAUCUGCCGCUGCCUUGAUGGCUAUGUCGGCAAUCCAUUCUCUGAGUGUAGUCCACAAAUUAUUGUGCCACCAGAAAUUGCCGAGCCCUGUAACCCUAAUCCCUGUGGCGCCAAUGCCGUUUGCAAGGAACGCAAUAGCAUUGGCUCCUGUACCUGUCUGCCCGAAUACAGUGGGGAUCCGUACACAGAGUGCCGUCCGGAAUGUGUGCUGAACAGCGACUGUUCGAAGAAUCGCGCGUGCCUCAACAACAAGUGCCGAGAUCCCUGUCCAGGCGUCUGCGGCGUUGCUGCCGAAUGUCACGUUAUUAAUCACUCUCCCAGCUGCAGUUGCCCAUCCGGCUUUACGGGCAACCCCUCACAGUACUGCCGAGAAAUACCGAAACUGGCUCCCCCUGUCCAACCUUGUCAACCAUCACCGUGCGGUCCCUAUAGCCAAUGCCGUGAAGUGAAUGGCCAUGCAGUCUGCUCAUGCGUUACCAACUAUAUUGGUGCACCACCCGCUUGUCGUCCCGAGUGCUCGGUUAGCUCCGAGUGCGCGCAAGAUAGGGCGUGCAUGAACUUGCGCUGUGUAGACCCAUGUCCAGGCACUUGCGGCAACGAAGCUGUUUGCAAGGUGACCAAUCAUAAUCCGAUUUGCUCCUGCCCAGUUGGUUAUAGUGGUGAUCCGUUUGUGCGUUGCACACCCUGGCAACAAGAACCCGAAACACCCAAGUCAAAUGAGAAUCCUUGCGUGCCAAGUCCCUGCGGUCCCAACUCGCAGUGCCGUGUUGUUGACGAGACAGGCGUCUGCUCCUGCCUGCCUAACUAUAUUGGACGUGCUCCAAAUUGCCGCCCUGAAUGCACGCAAAACUCAGAAUGCCCGGCUAAUUUGGCCUGCAUUAACGAACGUUGCAAGGAUCCAUGUCCCGGCUCCUGUGGCUUUAAUGCCUACUGCAACGUAGUGAAUCAUUCACCAGUUUGCACCUGCGAAACCGGCUAUUCUGGCGAUCCAUUUGCUGGCUGCAAUCCCCAAAUUAUCGCUCCACCCGAAGAACGUUUGACACCCUGCGUACCCUCACCAUGCGGCCCGAAUGCUGAGUGUCGGGAACGCAAUGGCGCCGGCUCCUGUACUUGCCUGGCCGAAUAUUUCGGUGAUCCGUACAGUGGCUGUCGUCCGGAAUGCGUGGUAAACAGUGAUUGUCCACGCGACAGAUCCUGCAUCAACCAGAAAUGUGCGGACCCUUGUCCGGGCGUUUGUGGCUUGAAUGCGGAAUGCCGCGUUUCCAAUCAUUUGCCCAGCUGCACCUGCUUAGCCGGCUACACUGGAAAUCCAUCGAGUGCCUGCCGCGAAAUUCCACAAUUGCCCGCACCACCUAUAAUCCAUGAAAAUCCAUGCGUGCCCUCACCAUGCGGUCCGUACAGUCAAUGUCGCGAGAUAAACAACCAUGCCGUGUGCUCAUGUCAGCCCAGUUAUAUUGGCUCGGCGCCCAACUGUAGGCCCGAAUGCAUUGUUAGCUCAGAUUGCGCUCAAGAUCUAAACUGUCAGAAUCAGAAGUGCGUGGAUCCAUGUCCAGGCACUUGUGGCAUCGAGGCGCGUUGCCAGGUCAUUAACCACUAUCCUGCAUGUUCCUGUGCCCCAGGCUAUACUGGAGAUCCCUUCAAUAGAUGCACUCGAAUUAUAUUGGAGCAAACACCCAAAGAAUCUGGUAAUCCCUGUGUGCCCUCACCCUGCGGACCAAACUCCAAAUGCGUCGAUGUGCGCGGUUCGCCUGCAUGCUCCUGCCUGCCCGACUAUCUCGGAAGGCCACCCAAUUGUCGGCCUGAAUGCACGACUAGUCCCGACUGUCCAGCCAACUUGGCCUGUGUAAACCAGCGCUGCGCUAAUCCAUGUGCCGGUGCAUGUGGCAUACACUCACUGUGUACUGUUAUCAAGCAUAAUCCGAACUGUCAAUGCGAGCCUGGUUACACCGGAGAUCCAUUCUCUGGCUGUGCUAUUAUACAACAAAUCACGUCAACGGAAGCACCACGUAAUCCCUGCAAUCCAAGUCCGUGCGGUGCCAACGCCAUCUGCCGCGAACGCAAUGGUGCUGGCUCCUGCGCAUGCAUGCCCGAGUACUUUGGUGAUCCGUACAGUGGCUGUCGACCGGAGUGUGUACAAAACGCCGAUUGCGAUCGCUCACGUGCCUGCAUCAACAACAAAUGUCAGGAUCCAUGUCCCGGAGUCUGCGGCAUUAACGCCGAAUGCCGAGUUCUGAACCAUGCACCCAAUUGCAUGUGCUUCGAUGGUUACACCGGCGAUCCACAUCGCUCAUGCGCGUUGAUUGAAAUGGUCAUCCGUCAUCCGGAGAAUCCCUGCCAGCCCUCACCAUGUGGACCCAAUAGCCUGUGUCAUGAUACAAACAGCCAUGCAGUAUGCAGCUGCGUGGAGGGUUACAUUGGAGCCCCACCUAGUUGCAAACCCGAAUGUGUGGUUAGCUCAGAGUGCGCGCAGAAUCGUGCCUGCAUCAAUCAGAAAUGCGAUGAUCCCUGCCGUAACGCUUGUGGGGAAAAUGCCAAGUGCCAAGUAGUCAAUCACAAUCCCAUCUGCAGUUGUGUGCCAGGCAUGACUGGUGAUCCCAUCUCAGGCUGCGUUCAGGAUGUGGGCAAGAGCACCGAGAAUCCAUGUGUACCAUCGCCUUGUGGACCGAACUCCAUUUGCCGCGAGAUUGGACAACAGGCUGCAUGCUCCUGCCAGGCCAACUAUAUUGGACGACCGCCCGCCUGUCGACCAGAAUGCACUAACAACGACGAAUGCCAAAAUAAUCUCUCGUGCCAGCAAGAGCGUUGCAUCAACCCGUGUCCUGGCUCAUGUGGCAGCAACGCCAUCUGCCAGGUUGUACAGCACAAUGCGGUCUGCUCCUGCGCCGAUGGCUAUGAAGGCGAUCCGUUGUUUGGAUGCCAGCAGGUGGCACCAGUGUUGACAACGCAACGUCCCACAUCACCCUGCGAACCGUCGCCCUGUGGCCCCCAUGCCGAGUGCCGCGAACGGAAUGGUGCCGGUGCCUGCUAUUGUCACGAUGGCUUCGAGGGUAAUCCCUACGAUGCACAGCGAGGCUGUCGUCGCGAAUGCGAAAUCAACGACGAGUGUAGUCCAGCACAGGCAUGCGUGCGCUUUAAGUGCAUUGAUCCCUGUGCCAAUAUGUGUGGCGAGUAUGCCAUUUGUACAGUAGAUAACCAUGUGCCCACCUGUACUUGCCCGGCGGGCUACAGUGGUGAUCCGUUCUUCAGUUGCCGACCUGUGCCGGUAACACCGCCACCACCUGUGAAUCCCUGCGUGCCAUCACCUUGCGGUCCGAAUAGUAACUGUCGCAGCAUCAACAAUCAAGCUGUAUGCUCGUGCCAGUCCGGUUUUGUCAAUCAACCACCCAACUGCCGUCCUGAGUGCGUUGUCAGCGCUGAAUGUGCUCCAGAGCGAGCUUGCGUUAACAACAAGUGCGUUGAUCCAUGCUUACACACGUGUGGCAUACGCGCUAUCUGUAGCACCAAGAACCACAGCCCCAUCUGUACGUGCCCCCGCGGUAUGACUGGUGAUCCGUUUGUGCAGUGCUCCAAGAUACCCAUUACCCACGUUGUAACCACACCCGAACCACCCGCACCUUCCUGCGUACCAUCCCCUUGCGGGCCAAACUCCAAGUGCCAAAUUGUUGGCGGUAGUCCGGCUUGCUCUUGCCUUCCGGACUUUAUAGGAGCACCACCGCGUUGCCGGCCAGAGUGCGUGCUGAACUCGGAAUGUGGGCCCACAGAGGCGUGUAUCAAUCAAAAAUGUCGCGAUCCGUGUCCCGGCUCGUGCGGCUUUGAAGCCAAGUGCCAUGUACUGAACCAUUUGCCAAUCUGUAACUGCAUCGAAGGCUACAGUGGCGAUCCAUUCAUACGUUGUAGUAAGCUGCCAGAUACAAAGGUAGUACAGCGCCCCGACGACCCAUGCAGUCCCAAUCCCUGCGGACCAAAUGCUGACUGCUUUGGCGGUGAAUGCCGCUGCCAGAACAACUAUCAAGGUAAUCCCUACGAAGGCUGCCGACCCGAAUGCACACUGUCCGCCGAUUGUUCCAGAGAUAAGGCUUGCAUGCGCAACAAAUGUGUGGAUCCCUGCCCGGGCACCUGCGGCAAUAAUGCCGUCUGUGAAGUGAUGAAUCACAUACCAGUCUGCUCAUGCCAACAGGGCUACGAGGGUGAUCCGUUUACCAACUGCCGUCUAAAACCGAUUGAACCUACGCUCGAGAUCAAAGCCUGCUCACCGACGCCCUGUGGCGCUAAUAGUCAGUGUCGCGAUGUCAAUGGGCAUGCUGUCUGCUCAUGCUUGGAUGGCUUCAUUGGAGUACCUCCACAAUGCCGGCCAGAAUGCGUCGUAUCCAGCGAAUGCUCAGCAAUGCAAGCAUGUGUCAAUAGGAAAUGCGUGGAUCCCUGCGCAGGUGUGUGUGGCAUCGAUUCGCGUUGUGAGGUUAUCAAUCACAGUCCUAUCUGCGGCUGCCCACCAGGCACAACUGGUGAUCCAUUCAAGCGUUGCACUGAAAUAAUAAUGCCAAAGGAUGUCGAAACGCCAGUCAGUGACCCUUGUGUGCCGUCACCAUGCGGACCGAAUUCAAUAUGUAAAACCGAUGAUAAUGGGCCAGUUUGCCAAUGCCUUCCUGAAUACUUUGGAGCCCCACCCAAUUGUCGUGUUGAAUGCAUCAUUAAUCCCGAUUGCCCUUCAACACAGGCCUGCAUAAACAACAAAUGUCGCGAUCCUUGCCCAGGCUCAUGUGGAACAAAUUCCGAAUGCCGCGUCAUUGGACAUUCAGUCUCCUGCUCCUGCCCGCCCGGCUAUGCUGGCAAUGCUUUUGUACAGUGCGUGCAACAACGUGAGGAGCAGCCCAAGCCUUGUGAACCUUCACCAUGUGGCGCCAAUGCCGAAUGUAUUGAACGCAAUGGCGCUGCUGCCUGCAAAUGUAUUGAUGAAUACCAGGGAAAUCCCUAUGAGGGCUGCCGACCAGAGUGCGUGCUUAGCUCGGACUGUCCUUCGGACAAGGCCUGUAUAAGGAACAAAUGUCAAGAUCCCUGCCCCGGCAUCUGCGGCUCCAACGCUCAGUGCUAUGCAACUAACCAUGUACCCAAUUGCGUCUGCAACGAUGGUUUUACUGGUGAUCCAUUCUCCAAUUGCCGUCGCGUCGAACCAUCAACACCACCACCAGUCGGCGAUCCAUGCAGCCCAUCACCGUGCGGGCCCAACAGCAAAUGCCGUGUGUCCAAUGGCCUGGCUGUUUGCUCUUGCCUGGACACCUUCAUUGGCGCACCACCCAAUUGCAAGCCGGAGUGCACUGUGAAUGCCGAGUGUCCACAGAACAAGGCAUGCCACAAAUUCCGUUGCGCGAAUCCGUGUGCCGGCAUAUGCGGUAUCAAUGCCAAGUGCGAAGUGAUUAACCACAACCCGAUUUGCAGUUGUCCGCAGGAUAUGACCGGUGAUCCGUUUGCACGCUGUUAUCCAGCACCAGAAGUGGUUGAAACAAAGGACAUUCCCAAAGAGAAAAACCCAUGCCAGCCUUCGCCAUGCGGCCUGUAUGCGGAGUGUCGCGUACGUGGCGACCAGGCCUCGUGCUCUUGCCUGCCGACCUACAUAGGAGCACCCCCCAAUUGCCGGCCUGAGUGCAUUGUGAACACAGAUUGCGCCUCAGAUCGUGCCUGUAUUGCCGAGAAAUGCCGUAAUCCCUGCGAGGGCUCCUGCGGCAUUAAUUCUGAGUGCCGCAUUCAAAAUCAUCUGGCCAUCUGUACGUGUCGCGGAGGCUUCACUGGUGAUCCGUUUGAGCAAUGCGUCGAAGUGAUCGAAAAGACAUCACAACCACCAAUCACCUCACAAGAUCCUUGUGACCUGCAGCCGUGUGGAGCGAAUGCUGACUGCUUUAAUGGUAUAUGUAGCUGCCUGCCUGAAUACCACGGUGACCCCUACAGUGGUUGCCGUCCGGAGUGCACACUCAGUACGGACUGUUCACCAAACAAGGCUUGCCUGAACAAAAAGUGCAUGGAUCCAUGCCCGGGUACUUGUGGCCAGAACGCUCAGUGCGAUGUGUCGAAUCACAUUCCCAUCUGCAGUUGCUUGCAAGGAUACACGGGCGAUCCGUUCGUCCACUGUCGGCAAGAAACUCCAGUCGUUAAGGACCCAUGCCAGCCAAAUCCCUGUGGACCCAAUAGUUUGUGCCAUGUGUCCCCUCAGGGCGCGGUAUGUGCAUGCCAGCCAGGCAUGUUGGGCUCCCCACCUGCCUGUAAGCCCGAGUGUAUUGUCAGCUCGGAGUGUUCGCUGCAAACGGCCUGUAUACAGAAGAAAUGCGUUGAUCCCUGUCCAGGAGCCUGUGGCCAGUUUGCGCGCUGUCAAGUGAUUAAUCAUAAUCCGUCAUGCUCAUGCAACACGGGCUACACAGGAGAUCCAUUCACACGCUGCUACCAAGAAGAACGUAAGCCCACGCUAGAGAGUCCAACCAACCUUUGUGUACCAUCGCCAUGCGGACCCAAUUCGGAAUGUAAAGAGCUCAAUGGCAAUCCAGCCUGCUCAUGUGCGGCCACAUUUAUUGGCACACCGCCCAACUGUCGACCCGAGUGCACCAUCAAUCCGGAGUGUUCACCAACUAAGGCAUGUAUACGACAGAAGUGCGCCGAUCCUUGUGUGGGUGCCUGCGGUUUUAAUGCCCGUUGUAAUGUGGCCAAUCAUCAACCCAUCUGCACAUGCGAUGUGGGUUAUACUGGAGAUCCGUUCACCGGCUGUCAACCAGAGCAAGAACGGAUAGUCAAUGAACAGGUCACACCCUGUGAACCAAAUCCUUGCGGAUCGAAUGCCGUUUGCCGUGAACGCAAUGGCAUUGGCUCUUGCCAGUGCUUGCCCGAUUACUUUGGCGAUCCUUACCAGUCGUGCCGACCGGAAUGCGUACGCAAUUCCGACUGUCAAUCGAAUAAGGCGUGCCAGCAGCAAAAGUGUCGCGAUCCCUGCCCCGGCACCUGUGGCACAAAUGCUGAUUGCCGCGUAACGAAUCACCUACCCGCAUGCACAUGUCGCAGUGGUUACACUGGUGAUCCGUAUAAUUACUGCCAUGUGGAACCAACUCAACCUAUACGUCAAGCCGAACCCACUCAGCCCUGUCGCCCCUCCCCGUGCGGUCCCAAUUCCCAGUGCCGCGAGCUUAAUGGUCAGGCGGUUUGCUCCUGUGUCGAACUAUACAUCGGUUUGCCACCUAACUGUCGACCCGAGUGUGUAUUGAGCACCGAGUGCCCCACUGACAAGGCAUGCAUAAGUCAACGUUGUCAGGAUCCUUGUCCCGGCAUUUGCGGCAUCAAUGCCGAGUGCCGAGUGCGCAAUCACAGUCCGCUCUGUCAAUGUCGUCGCGGUUUUACGGGCGACGCCUUUACACGUUGUUAUGUUCUACCACCACCAACACCGGCCAUUGAACACGUUAAUCGAGAUCCUUGUGUGCCAACUCCCUGCGGCCUGAAUAGCCAGUGUCGUAAUGUGCAAGGCGUACCAUCCUGCACAUGUCUGCAGGAAUACAUUGGCACACCGCCAAACUGCCGACCAGAAUGCACCAUCAGUGCCGAGUGCGCCUCGAACAUGGCUUGUAUACGCGAAAAGUGCAUAGAUCCAUGUCCCGGCUCCUGCGGCUAUGCGGCGGAGUGCAAUGUCGUUAACCACACCCCAAUAUGUACAUGUCCCUCAGGUUAUACGGGUGAUCCGUUUAGCAGCUGUCGUCUGGCACCUCCAGAGCCUGUGUUAAACGAAUAUGUUGAUCGUUGUCAACCAUCACCGUGUGGUCCCAAUGCUCAAUGCAACGAUGGUGUUUGCAGCUGUUUGCCCGAAUAUCACGGUGAUCCCUAUGCCGGCUGUCGUCCGGAAUGUGUGCUCAAUUCCGACUGUUCACGCGAUAAGGCCUGUCUGCGCAGCAAAUGCCUCAACCCGUGCCCAGGCACAUGUGGCGAGAAUGCCAUAUGCGAUGUCAUCAAUCACAUACCCAUGUGUAGGUGCCCCGAUGGUACCGCUGGCAGUGCCUUUAUUCGCUGCACUCCCGUUCCGAAAAUCAUUGUCACAACAAACCCUUGCCAGCCAACGCCCUGCGGUCCGAACUCGCAGUGUCGCGAGGUAAACAAGCAAGCAGUCUGCUCCUGCCUACCGAGCUAUAUUGGCUCACCUCCUACCUGUAGACCCGAAUGUACCUCCAAUGCGGAGUGUGCACCUACCCAGGCUUGCCUUAACCAACGCUGUGGAGACCCAUGCCCUGGUACUUGUGGUGUAGGCGCCAAUUGCGCUGUGGUCAAUCACAGUCCAUUCUGCACAUGUCCAGCGCGUUUCACCGGAAAUCCUUUCAUACGUUGCCAGCCACAAAUUGAACCUGUGCGUGACAUUCAGCCAACUGAUCCUUGCCGGCCAUCACCAUGUGGUCCCUAUUCUCAGUGCCGUCCCAUUGGCGAGGCACCAGCUUGUUCAUGUCUUGAAACUUACAUAGGACGUCCACCAAACUGUCGACCCGAAUGCGUGACCAGCUCAGACUGUAGCAGCCAACUGGCCUGCAUCAACCAGAAGUGUGUUGAUCCAUGUCCAGGUCGCUGUGGUCUGAACGCUGAGUGCCGAGUGGUGAGCCAUGCUGUGCAGUGCAUCUGCCAGCAAGGUUUCACCGGAGAUCCGUUCGUACAGUGCAGCCCGGAAAUCGUGAGAGACAUCGAAGUGCGAACACCCUGCAAUCCCAGCCCGUGUGGAACAAAUGCCGUUUGCCGCGAGCGAGACGGUGCUGGUUCCUGCAAGUGCCUGCCGGAAUACUUUGGCAAUCCCUACGACGGCUGUCGGCCGGAAUGUGUGUUAGACUCUGAUUGCCCAUCGAAUCGUGCUUGCCAGCAGCAAAAGUGCCAAGAUCCUUGCCCCGGCACCUGUGGCCAAAAUGCUAACUGUCAGGUAGUAAACCAUCUGCCAUCCUGCAAUUGUCUCCCUGGCUUUGUAGGCGACCCGUAUCGCCAAUGUACACGUCCUGCCGAACCCAUUCCUAUCGAGUACACCAAUCCAUGCGAACCGACCCCAUGCGGUCCCAACUCUCAAUGUCGCGUUGCCAACGAGCAGGCCGUGUGCUCUUGUCUACCCCUGUUUAUUGGCGUCCCACCAGCCUGCCGUCCCGAGUGCACCAUCUCUUCGGAGUGUGCUGCCGAUAAGGCCUGUCUGAAUCAGAAGUGCGUCGAUCCCUGUGUGGCCAACACCUGCGGCAAUAAUGCGAUUUGCCGUGUGCGUAACCACAGUCCCAUCUGCAGUUGCAUCAGUGGUUUCACUGGCGAUGCCUUUACACAGUGUUUCCCAAUACCACCGCCGCCAAUUGAAGUGCAACGGGAACCCUUGCGAGAUCCCUGUGUACCCACACCAUGUGGCCCACACUCGGAGUGCCGUAACAUCAAUGGAGUCUCAGCCUGUUCAUGCCUGGCCACGUUUAUUGGUCAGGCGCCCAACUGCCGUCCGGAAUGUACUAUAAACUCAGAGUGUCCCAGUCAGCAGGCUUGCAUUAAUCAGAAAUGUCGCGAUCCGUGCCCUGGCGCCUGUGGGUUGAAUGCUGUUUGUAGCGUUAUAAACCAUACGCCACUCUGCGCCUGCAUCGAUGGCUACAUUGGUAAUCCGUUCACCAACUGCAAUCCUAAGCCACCAGAACCAACUUCCCCACCCAUCAGCGACGAUCCCUGCAAUCCUUCACCGUGUGGUGCUAAUGCCCAAUGUAAUAAUGGUAUAUGCACCUGCAUAGCCGAGUACCAGGGUGAUCCCUCUGUAGGCUGCCGACCGGAAUGUGUGCUUAACACAGACUGCGCCCCAAAUCGUGCAUGCAUACGUAAUAAGUGCAUUGAUCCGUGUCCAGGCAUCUGCGGUGUGAAUGCCAUUUGCGAGGUGAAUAAUCACGUGCCCAUCUGUCGGUGUCCCGAACAAAUGUCGGGCAAUGCCUUCUUUGAAUGCCGUCCUGUACCAGCGCCACCAGCACAAAAUCCUUGCCAGCCAUCGCCUUGUGGACCCAACAGCCAGUGCCGAGUGGUGCAACAGACUGCAGUUUGCUCUUGUCUUCUCGACUAUAUCGGCAGUCCGCCGCAGUGUCGCCCAGAAUGUGUUACAAAUUCCGACUGUGCUACCAAUCAAGCCUGCCAGAAUAUGAAAUGCCGUGAUCCCUGUCCCGGCACCUGUGGCUUCAAUGCUAUAUGUAAUGUAGUAAAUCACAGUCCCUUCUGCAGUUGUCCCACAGGCAUGUCGGGCAAUCCUUUCGUACGCUGUGAACAAACGAUAAUUCCCCAACGUGAUGUUCCGCCACAGAACCCAUGUCAACCCUCACCCUGCGGCCCCAAUUCGGAAUGCCGAGUUUCAGGUGAUUCACCAUCAUGUUCUUGUCUACCCGAAUUUUUGGGCGCACCACCGAAUUGCCGACCAGAAUGCAUAUCCAAUUCUGAAUGUGCCACCAACCAGGCAUGCGUCAAUCAGAAAUGCGUGGAUCCCUGUCCAGGGCUAUGUGGCCUUAAUGCUAACUGCCGUGUCUUCAGUCAUACGGCUAUGUGCCUUUGUGAUAGCGGCUUCACAGGCGACCCGUUCGCCCAGUGCAGUCCCAUAAGAGAGGCACCAGUUGAACGGAUACAACCCUGUAAUCCGAGUCCCUGUGGCGUCAAUGCAAAGUGUGAAGAACGUGGUGGUGCUGGAUCUUGCCAGUGUCUACCCGAACACUUUGGCAAUCCCUACGAGGGCUGCCGACCAGAGUGCAUUCUCAAUUCGGAUUGUCCAUCGAAUAGAGCAUGCCAACAGCAAAAGUGCCGUGAUCCCUGCCCGGGAACAUGCGGCCAGAACGCAGAAUGCCAGGUCAUAAAUCACUUGGCCACUUGCAAUUGCUUUAAUGGUUAUACUGGAGAUCCUUAUAGUUUCUGCCGUAUUAUAGAAAAUGAACCACCCGAACACAUCUAUGUGAAUCCCUGUCAACCAUCGCCUUGUGGACCCAACUCGCGAUGCCGCGAAGUCAACGAGCAAGCUGUCUGCUCCUGUCUAACCGAGUUUAUUGGCAGUCCACCUGCUUGUCGACCCGAAUGCACCAGCAGCUCUGAAUGCGCUGCAGAUAAGGCCUGCAUAAAUCGCAAAUGCGUUGAUCCUUGUCCAAAUGUUUGUGGCGAACAGGCCGAGUGCCGAGUAAGAAAUCAUAGUCCUAUCUGCACCUGCUCGAACGGAUUCACAGGCGAUGCCUUCACCCGCUGUUAUCGAUUGCCGCCUCCACCUGUUGUGGCAAUUGAACGCGAACCUCUUGAUCCUUGCGUACCCUCACCCUGUGGUGCCAACUCUCAAUGUCGCGAUAUUCAUGGCACACCAUCGUGCUCCUGCCUGCCAAACUAUUUGGGCACACCGCCAAAUUGCCGUCCUGAGUGUUCCAUCAAUGCUGAAUGUCCGAGCCAUCAGGCGUGUAUCAAUCAAAAGUGUCGCGAUCCUUGUCCCGGCUCUUGUGGCCUCAACACACAGUGUAAUGUGAUCAACCACACUCCAAUUUGUAGCUGUCUAGUGGGUUAUAUCGGCGAUCCAUUCGUUAUUUGCAAUCCAGAGCCACCACAACCAAUUAAAGAGUCGCCUAUGCCCCAAGACCCAUGCAACCCUUCACCAUGUGGUGCUAAUGCUCAGUGUCAUAACGGUCAGUGCACAUGUAUACCCGAGUAUCAAGGCGAUCCGUUCGUUGGCUGCCGCCCGGAGUGUGUACUACACACCGACUGUGCUCGCAAUCUCGCCUGUGUGCGUCAUAAGUGUAUCGAUCCUUGUCCUGGUACUUGUGCGUCCACUGCCAUUUGCGAGGUUCUCAAUCAUAUACCCAACUGCCGCUGUCCCGAUGGCAUGGAAGGCAAUGCUUUUUUCAGCUGCAACCCAGUGCAAAAACUUGAUGUCGUGCAGAAUCCUUGCCAGCCAUCGCCUUGCGGACCGAAUUCUCAGUGUCGGGCGAUCAAUCAACAGGCCGUCUGUUCCUGCAUCAGUCCCUUCAUAGGCAGUCCACCAUUCUGUCGACCCGAAUGCACAUCCAACUCGGAAUGUCCAUUGAACUUGGCAUGUCUUAAUCAGAAAUGUAGCGAUCCAUGCCCCGGCGUUUGCGGCCGCAAUGCCCAGUGUCAUGUGACGAAUCACAGUCCAUUCUGUCGAUGCUUGGACCGACAUACUGGCAAUCCGUUUGUUAGCUGUCAACCUAUAAUUGAGCCGCCAACACCACCACCACGACAGACAUGUCAGCCUUCACCCUGUGGACCCUACGCCGAAUGCCGCGAAAUAAAUGAAACGCCUUCGUGCACCUGCCUACCCGACUACAUCGGCGCGCCGCCAAACUGCCGUCCGGAGUGUGUAACAAGCUCGGAAUGCCCACCGCAUCAAGCAUGCAUACAACAGAAAUGUCGCGAUCCAUGCCCUGGCUUGUGCGGACAAACGGCUGUGUGUCGUGUACUCUCGCAUACGCCGAGCUGUUACUGUCCCGACGGUCUGGAGGGUGAUCCUUUCGUGCAGUGUGUGGAAAAAAGAAUCCAGCAGUUGGAUCAGUUAGACCCAUGCAAUCCUAGUCCCUGCGGCAUAAAUGCACGUUGCACUACCCGCCAGGAUGCUGGCUCAUGUCAGUGCUUGGAGGGAUACUUUGGCAACCCCUACGAAGGCUGCCGACCAGAAUGUAUGCUCGACUCUGACUGUCCCUCAAAUCGUGCUUGUCAGCAACAAAAGUGUCAAGACCCUUGCCCAGGCACCUGUGCCUCAAAUGCAGUCUGCAAUGUUCUCAAUCAUGUGCCCAGCUGCAGUUGCUUAACUGGAUACAGCGGUGACCCAUAUCGUUUGUGUCAACAGGAACGUGAACCCAUCAAGGAGUAUAUAAAUCCCUGUCAACCUUCACCAUGUGGUCCUAAUUCUCAGUGUCGGGAGGUCAAUGAGCAGGCUGUCUGCUCUUGCUUGCCCGAAUACAUGGGUGCGCCGCCAGCCUGUCGACCCGAGUGUACCAUUUCAUCAGAGUGCGCUAUUGACAAGGCCUGUGUGGCCCAGAAGUGCACAGAUCCCUGCCCGGGAACUUGUGGUGAUCAGGCUUUAUGUCGUGUAGUCAACCACAGCCCCAUUUGCUCUUGUCGCUCCGGUUACACUGGCGAUGCCUUCUAUCGCUGCCUACCAAUACCUCCGGCGCCGCCUACAGCAGUUGUGCUAAAGCAACCGAUUGACCCUUGUGUGCCCUCACCUUGCGGCUCCUAUGCUGAGUGCCGUCCACAUGGCGAUGCACCAUCAUGCUCUUGCCAGCCUGGGUAUCUGGGCGUGCCACCUAAUUGCCGUCCUGAAUGUCGAGUUAACUCGGACUGUCCCAGCAGUCAGGCUUGUAUAAACGAAAAGUGUCGCGAUCCAUGUCCAGGCUCAUGUGGCUUUGGUGCUCUUUGCAAUGUCAUUAGUCACAUACCCAGCUGCACAUGUCCUUCCGGCUACACCGGAGACCCAUUUAGCCACUGUCAGCCUGAACCACCAAAACCUGUGGAAGCCGAUGAUCCCUGUAAUCCCUCGCCGUGUGGCCCGAAUGCCGUAUGUAACGGAGGCACCUGCACCUGUCUGCCGGAGUAUCAAGGUGAUCCCUACAGCGGCUGUCGUCCCGAAUGCCUCACAAGUUUGGAUUGCCCACGAGACCGCGCUUGCGCCCGUCGCAAGUGCUUCGAUCCUUGCCCAGGCACAUGCGCACCAAAUGCUCUGUGCACGGUGCUGAAUCACAUACCGAUGUGUACAUGUCCCGAAGGUUAUGCAGGCAACGCUUUUCUGCAGUGCUACCCUGUACCACCACCCGCCGUUGUUCAGCCUUGCCAUCCCUCACCGUGUGGUCCAAAUUCACAGUGCCGAGAAGCCAAUCAGCAAGCAGUCUGUUCUUGUGUGCCGAGCUAUAUAGGCACACCACCACUUUGUCGUCCGGAGUGCACUAGCAACUCGGAGUGUGCUGCCCACCUGGCUUGCGUGAAUCAAAAGUGUGUUGAUCCUUGCCCCGGCGCUUGUGGCCGAAGUGCCCAGUGCAGCGUUGUCAAUCACAACCCAUUCUGUACCUGCUUGCCCCACCAUACGGGUAAUCCCUUUGUGGGAUGCCAGCAAAUCAUUGAACCGCCACAGAGAGAUAUUGAGCCUCAAGAUCCAUGUCGUCCAUCUCCUUGUGGGGCUAACGCUGAGUGUCGCGCCAUCGGGAACACGCCCUCAUGCACAUGUCUGAAAGACUUUGUUGGCUCGCCGCCAUACUGCAAGCCAGAAUGUGUCGCAAACUCUGAGUGUCCCAGCAAUCGUGCAUGCAUAAAUCGAAAGUGUCGCGAUCCAUGUCCAGGUCUUUGUGGUGCCAAUGCCAUCUGCCGCGUUGUCUCACAUACAGCCUUAUGCAUUUGUGAUGCUGGAUUAACGGGCGACCCUUUUUCGCAAUGCCAGCCAAUUGAACGGGAUGUGGAAAUUAUUAAUCCUUGCCAGCCGUCGCCUUGUGGCUCGAAUGCCGAAUGCAUACAGCGCAAUGGAGCCGGAGCCUGCCAAUGCCUGCCCGACUUCUUUGGCAAUCCCUACGAGGGCUGCCGACCGGAGUGUGUGCUUAACUCGGACUGCCCUUCGAAUCGUGCUUGCCAACAACAAAAGUGUCGUGAUCCCUGCCCCGGUAGCUGUGGUCAGAAUGCCGAAUGCAAUGUCGUUAAUCAUACGCCUAUGUGCUCCUGCUUCGCGGGAUACGUUGGAGAUCCGUAUAGCUACUGUAAUCAGCCAGCAGAACCAAUUGUUCACGACUAUGUAAAUCCAUGUCUACCCUCGCCCUGUGGUUCGAAUGCCCAAUGUCGCGAGGUGCAAGGCCAAGCGGUCUGCUCCUGUCUACCAGACUUUGAGGGUGCACCACCUUAUUGUCGACCCGAGUGUACCUCAAGCGCUGAGUGCCCAACCACCAGGGCCUGCAUCAAACGCAAGUGUGUUGAUCCAUGCCCAGGUGUUUGCGGCCAAGGGGCAAUCUGUCAGGUGCGCAAUCACAGUCCCAUAUGUAUGUGUCCUCCAGGCCUAAUGGGCGAUCCCUUCGUGCGCUGUCUGCCCCGACCAAUACCUCCGCCACCGCCACUUCGAGAUGUUGCUCCCUAUCGCGAUCCCUGCGUACCCUCACCCUGCGGCCUGUAUGCCACAUGCCGUAAUCAGCAUGACCAAGCGAUUUGUUCCUGCCAGCCCAAUUAUUACGGCACACCCCCGCAUUGUCGACCCGAGUGUACAAUCAACGCUGACUGCGCCAGCCAUCUGGCUUGCAUUAGCGAGCGUUGCCGCGAUCCCUGUCCCGGCUCCUGUGGCCAGAACACCGAGUGUAGUCUCUUAAAUCAUACCCCCAACUGCGCUUGCCUGCAUGGCUAUGUUGGUGAUGCAUUUGUUGCUUGCCAGCCUGCACCACCUCCACCAGCCUAUGAAGAACCCAGAGAUCCUUGCAAUCCCAGUCCAUGUGGCAGCAAUGCCGUCUGCUCGGGAGAAGGACAGUGUACGUGCAUUGCCGAAUAUGAAGGCGAUGCCUACAUUGCUUGUCGUCCAGAAUGCGUUCUGAGCGCCGAAUGUCCCCGAAAUCGCGCCUGUGUACAGCAAAAGUGUGUAAAUCCCUGCCCAGGUACCUGUGGUGCCGGCGCCAUCUGUGAAGUUGUAAACCAUAUUGCUAUGUGCCACUGUCCAGUUGGCAUGACAGGCAACGCCUUUGUCCACUGCAGCCCCGUACAAAUGGCCGUCUAUCAAAAUCCCUGCCAACCCUCGCCAUGUGGUACAAAUGCCGAGUGUCGUGAGCGGCAAGGUCAAGCCAUCUGUAGCUGCCUGCCCAAUUAUUACGGCGUACCACCCUCCUGCCGACCCGAGUGUACCACCAACUAUGACUGUGCACCCAACCGUGCUUGCCAAAAUCAGCGUUGUAUCGAUCCCUGUCCGGGCGCCUGUGGGGCCUAUGCCGAAUGCAGGGCGGUCAGUCACAGUCCUUUCUGUAGUUGUCAGCCCGGAUAUACAGGCAACCCAUUCGCCCAAUGCCACAGAAUUAUCGAACCAUUGAGAGAUAUUUCGCCCCGGGAUCCCUGCCAACCAUCGCCCUGCGGCGCCAACAGUCAGUGCCGUCGCAUUGGGGACACACCGUCCUGUUCGUGUCUUGAGAACUUCUUUGGAACACCACCGAACUGCCGGCCUGAGUGCUUGACUAAUUCUGAUUGUGCUUCGUCCCAGAUUUGUAGGAACAAUCGUUGCAAAGAUCCAUGUCCAGGCCUUUGCGGAAGCGGUGCUGAGUGCCGUGUGAUUAGCCACAGCGCCAUGUGCUACUGCCAAUCGGGCUACAGCGGGGAUCCUUUCGUUCUCUGCUCACCAAUUCAAAAUGAACCACUCGAAGUGGUGCAGCCCUGCAAUCCCAAUCCCUGCGGCACUUUUGCCGAAUGCCAUGAACGAAAUGGCGUUGGCUCCUGCCAGUGUCUGCCCGAGUAUUUUGGAAAUCCCUACGAAGCCUGUCGCCCCGAAUGUAUACUUGAUUCCGAUUGUCCGUCUAAUCGAGCCUGCGUAAAUCAAAAGUGCCGCGAUCCAUGUCCCGGCAGCUGUGGCCACAAUGCCGAAUGUUAUGUGAGAAACCAUUUGCCCACUUGUAAUUGUCUCAACAACUAUGUGGGUGAUCCAUAUAGCUACUGCAGCCUCGAAGAGAAACCUAUCCGUGAAUAUGUUAAUCCUUGCCAACCCUCACCAUGCGGUCCAAAUAGUCAGUGCAAAGAGCUAAACGAGCAGGCUGUCUGCUCAUGUUUACCCGAAUAUGUAGGCAGUCCACCUGGUUGUCGACCCGAGUGUACGAUUUCAACGGAAUGUAGCUUUGACAAGGCUUGUAUACAACAUAAAUGCGUAGAUCCUUGUCCUGGCGCUUGCGGUAGCAAUGCUCUGUGUCAUACAACUAAUCAUGCACCGUUGUGUGCUUGCCAGUCAGGCUACACCGGAGAUCCCUUCACGCGCUGCUAUCCCUUGCCUCCAACGCCCACCAUUCUCCAAAGUGAACCUGUACGCGAUCCCUGCCAGCCAUCUCCAUGUGGAGCUAACGCCCAGUGCCGUCAGUCACAUGGUCAGGCAGUAUGUAGCUGUCUACCUGGCUACUUCGGUGUACCGCCUAGUUGCCGACCCGAGUGCACACAGAGUGCCGAAUGUCUGCCCAGCCUGGCUUGCAUAAAUCAGCGCUGUGUCGAUCCCUGCCCCGGUUCCUGUGCCUACAAUGCGCUCUGCACCGUGCGUAAUCAUAUACCCAGCUGCCACUGUCCCGUAGGAUAUGUGGGUGACCCAUUCACCUCCUGCCAGCCUGAACCACCCAAGCCCAUUGUAAAUGACGAUCCUUGCAAUCCGUCGCCGUGUGGAUCCAAUGCCAUAUGUCGAAGUGGCCAAUGCACAUGCAUACCCGAAUAUCAAGGUGAUCCCUAUGUGGGUUGCCGUCCGGAAUGCGUACUAAACACCGACUGCCCGCGAAAUCGCGCCUGUGUACGAAACAAAUGUAUCGAUCCCUGUCCAGGAACCUGCGCUCCUAACGCUAUAUGCGAUGUGCUCAAUCAUAUUGCUAUGUGCCGCUGUCCGGCAGGUAUGACGGGAAAUGCGUUUAUCCAGUGUGAGACACCGCUUGUGCAGUCCUUGCCACCAAGAAAUCCUUGCGCACCCUCACCAUGCGGUCCCAACAGUCGCUGUCGUGUGCUCAAUGAUAACGCGAUUUGCUCUUGCAUCGAAGAUUAUGUGGGCAGUCCACCCAGCUGCCGUCCGGAAUGCACACGAAACUCGGAUUGCUUGCCACGUCUGGCUUGUCAACAACAACACUGCAUUGAUCCCUGCCCAGGCACCUGUGGCUACAAUGCUAUUUGCCAUGUAGUAAGCCAUGCGCCUAUCUGCAGCUGUCCGCCACGACACAAUGGCAAUCCCUUCCUAGGAUGCUUGCCAACACCACCACAACGGGAUGUUAUUCCUGUAAAGCAGCCAUGCCAACCAUCACCCUGCGGUCCCUACGCAGAAUGCCGCGCUGUGGGAGACCAGGCCCAGUGCAACUGUCUCCCUACUUACAUUGGAGCACCUCCGAAUUGUCGACCGGAAUGUGUUACCAACUCGGAGUGCAGUUUCAACAAGGCCUGCGUUAAUCAGAAAUGUGUGGAUCCCUGCCCAGGUGCAUGCGGCUCCAAUGCUGUCUGUCAUGCACUGAGCCAUGUGGCCAUGUGCUACUGUGCUCCUGGUUACACGGGUGAUCCGUUUACCAACUGUUACCAAACUCCAAUAAUUCAACGAGAAGAGGUGACACAGCCCUGUUCUCCUAACCCCUGCGGUGCUAAUGCGCAAUGUCGUCAGGAGGGCAAUGCGGGGUCCUGUCAAUGCCUACCCGACUACCACGGCAAUCCAUACGAAGGUUGUAGACCCGAAUGCGUCUCUGAUAGUGACUGCCCAUCGGACAAAUCCUGUCAACAGUUCAAAUGUCGCGAUCCUUGUCCGGGUGUGUGCGGCUUAAAUGCCGAGUGCCGAGUCCUUAAUCAUUUGCCCACGUGCCAUUGCUUAAGCAAUUUCGUUGGUGAUCCCUAUAGCUACUGCCAGCUACCCGAGAGACCAAUCUUGAAAGAGUAUGUGAAUCCCUGUCAGCCCUCACCGUGUGGCCCCAAUUCUCAGUGUCGCGCAAACAAUGAGCAGGCUAUCUGCUCCUGUUUGCCGGAGUAUGUUGGUGCACCGCCCAACUGUCGUCCGGAAUGCGUGACAAGUGCUGAGUGUGCGUCAGAUAAGGCCUGCAUCAAUCAAAAGUGUAGCGACCCAUGUCCAGGCGUCUGUGGCACUAAUGCCGAUUGUCGUGUCCAUCAUCAUGCGCCCAUUUGUAGUUGCCGUCAAGGCUUCCAGGGGGACGCAUUCACACGCUGCUAUCCUGUACCACCCCCACCCCCCGUUCAGUUGGAUACAUAUCAGAAUCCCUGUGUUCCGUCGCCCUGCGGUCAAUAUGCCGAGUGUCGUGACAACCAUGGCACAGCUAUUUGCAGUUGUUUACUUAACUAUUUUGGCAGCCCUCCCAACUGUCGACCCGAGUGUAGCAUAAACGCCGAUUGUGCCGCUCACUUGGCCUGCCAGCAACAGCGCUGCCGUGAUCCAUGCCCAGGCGCUUGUGGAUUCAACGCUCAGUGCUCGGUUAUUAAUCACACGCCGGUUUGUCAGUGUGCACCAGGCUUGACUGGCAAUCCAUUUGCCUCUUGUCAAGCACCGCCACGAGUACCUCAGCCACCGGUUCUGAAUGACGACCCCUGCUUGCACAUACAGUGUGGCGUCAAUGCGGUCUGUCGCGAGGGACAAUGUAGCUGUCUACCAGAAUACCAAGGAAAUCCAAUAAUUGGUUGUCGUCCAGAAUGUAUAUUGAGCACGGAGUGCGCCCACAACCUCGCCUGCGUACGCCAAAAAUGCAUUGAUCCCUGUCCAGGCACAUGCGGUACUAAUGCCAUCUGCGAAGUUCACAACCAUGUGGCGAUGUGUCACUGCCCCGCGGGUAUGACGGGCAAUGCAUUUGCACAAUGCGUGCCUGUGCCACCUCCACCGCCACGUGUAAUAGCCGAUCCCUGCCAGCCUUCGCCUUGCGGGCCCAAUGCGCAGUGUCGCAAUAUAAAUGGUCAAGCCGUCUGCUCAUGCCUGCCACAAUUUGUAGGUGUGCCGCCAUCAUGCCGACCGGAAUGCAUUAGCAAUGCGGAGUGUCCCCUGCACUUAGCGUGUCUGCAGCAACGAUGCAGUGAUCCCUGCCCGGGUGCAUGCGGUUUGAAUGCUGAAUGCCGUGUACUAAACCACAGUCCAAACUGUCGCUGCAUUAGCUCCUACACAGGCAAUCCAUUUAUUGCCUGUCAUCCGCAACCACCACCACCCAUUCAACAGGAUGUGCAUGAUCCUUGUCAGCCUUCGCCUUGUGGACCGAAUUCCGAAUGCCGAAACGUUGGAAAUACUGCACAAUGCAGCUGUCUGAUUACCUUCAUUGGAACGCCGCCCAACUGUCGACCUGAAUGCGUUAGCAGCGCUGAUUGCCCUACAAAUCUGGCCUGCCUUAAUCAGAAAUGCCGUGAUCCCUGUCCGGGAGUGUGUGGCACUAAUGCCGAAUGCUAUGUCAUUAAUCAUACACCCAUGUGCGUUUGCUCAAGCGGUCAUAGUGGCAAUCCGUUUAUAGGUUGCCAUAUCCAGAGGGAUGUGAUCGAAACACUUACGCCUUGUCUGCCAAGUCCUUGUGGUUCAAAUGCGAUCUGCACAGAGUCAAAUGGCGCCGGCGCCUGCCAGUGCUUACCUGAAUUCUACGGCAAUCCUUACGAGGGCUGCCGACCGGAGUGUGUUUUGAAUUCGGAUUGUCCCAGCCAUUUGGCGUGUGUCAAUCAGCAUUGCCGUGAUGCAUGCGCAGGUACCUGCGGUCCCAAUGCCGAAUGCCAUGUGCGUGAUCAUCUACCCCAAUGCAGUUGCCUAAGUGGCUAUGAGGGCAAUCCUUAUAGCUACUGCAGUGUCAUUCGUGAACCUGUGCGUGACCCUAUACCGCAGCACCCUUGCCAACCCACCCCCUGCGGACCCAACUCUCAAUGCCACGAAGUCAAUCAACAGGCGGUUUGCAGCUGUCUUCCCGACUUUGUGGGAUCUCCGCCAGCUUGUCGACCGGAAUGUACCAUCUCCAGCGAGUGUGCCCUUAACAAGGCGUGUAACAACCAUCACUGUGUAGAUCCCUGUCCGGGUGUCUGUGGAAAUAAUGCCGAAUGUCACGCGAUUAACCACAGUCCCCACUGUAGUUGCUUGCCCGGAUUUACGGGUGAUGCCUUCAGUGGUUGUCGCACUAUACCGCCAGCAAUCACCUACGACUAUCCCAAGGAUACUUAUCGUGAUCCCUGUGUUCCCUCGCCUUGUGGCACCUUUGGACAGUGCCAUGCCCAAAGUGGUCAAGCCGUCUGCCGGUGUCUUUCCGGCUACUAUGGCGCUCCGCCCAAUUGUCAGCCGGAGUGUGUAAUAAACUCUGAUUGUGCCUCACACCUAGCCUGCAUGAGCGAAAAGUGUCGCGACCCUUGUCCCGGCUCCUGUGGUAUUGCAGCCCAGUGCAAUGUCAUCAACCACACGCCCAUUUGCAGCUGUCCCAUUGGCUAUCAAGGAAAUCCCUUCGUUAGUUGUGGACCAAUCCCAGUGAAACACGACCCACCGCCACGCGACGCCUGCAAUCCCUCGCCCUGUGGUCCAAAUACCAUCUGUAACAACGGACAGUGCACUUGUCUGGCCGAGUUCCAUGGAAAUCCCAACAUAGGCUGCCGUCCCGAAUGUGUCCUAAAUACUGACUGCGCACGCGAUAGGGCCUGCCAGCGCAGUAAAUGUGUUGAUCCCUGUCCGGGUGCGUGCGGUGUGGGCGCGAUUUGCGCGGUUCGUAACCAUGUGCCUAUGUGCAACUGUCCCCCAGGCACAUCUGGCAAUGCCUUUGUGCAGUGCGCCCUGGUGCAACCUGAUCCCAUUGUGCCCGUAAAUCCAUGUCGACCAUCACCCUGUGGAAGCAACGCACAAUGUCUUGUGAGCAAUGAGCAAGCAGUGUGCUCCUGCCUGGCUGGCUACUAUGGCACGCCACCUCAUUGUCGACCCGAGUGUACCAUCAAUUCGGACUGUGCCCCCCAUUUGGCCUGCCAGAAUCAACACUGUCGCGAUCCUUGCCCAGGUGCUUGUGGCCAGUACGCACUCUGCCAGGUUAUACGACACAUGCCGCAUUGCAGCUGCCCCGCCGGCUACACGGGCAACGCGUUCGCCCUGUGUCAACGGCUGCCGCCACCUCCAAUUGUACAACGUGAACCUAUCAAUCCCUGUCAGCCGUCACCGUGCGGUGCAAAUGCACAAUGCACGCCCACACCAGAUGGAACUCAAGCGCAGUGCAAGUGCUUGGAGAACUUCAUAGGAACUCCACCAAAUUGCCGACCAGAAUGUGUGACUUCAGCGGAAUGUGCCAAUCCAUUAGCUUGCAUUGGACAAAAGUGUCGCGAUCCUUGUCCUGGAAUAUGCGGUCAAGCUGCUACUUGUCAGGUGGUCAGUCAUGUGCCAUCCUGCAUAUGCAUAGCUGAUUACAUUGGAGAUCCAUUCACGAAAUGCUAUCCGCGUCCGGUCCUUGAACGGGAUCAGAUUAAUCCAUGCGCGCCCAGUCCCUGCGGUAGCAAUGCCGUCUGCAGGCAACAAGGUGAAGUUGGUUCUUGCCAGUGUUUACCCGAGUUCUUUGGUAAUCCCUAUGAAGGCUGCCGUCCCGAGUGCGUCCUGAAUUCCGACUGCUCCACCCAAUUGGCAUGCCUUAAUCAACAUUGUCGCGAUCCCUGCCCCGGCAGCUGUGCUCCCAACGCCCAGUGCCAAGUUGUGAACCAUGUACCCAUCUGCAGCUGUUAUCCCGGCUACAAUGGUGAUCCUUAUCGUUAUUGUCAACUACGCCAGGCGGAACCCACGCCAACCCCCUACGUGAAUCCCUGCCAACCGACGCCCUGUGGCUCCAAUUCUCAAUGCCGCGAGUCUCAAGGUCAAGCUAUUUGUAGCUGCCUGCCAGAGUUUAUAGGCACCCCGCCCGCUUGUCGUCCCGAGUGCGUCAUUAGUACCGAAUGUGCCGCGGAUAAGGCCUGCAUCAAUCAAAAGUGUCAAGAUCCCUGUCCAGGCGCCUGUGGACUGAAUGCCCAGUGCCAUGUGCGCAACCAUAGUCCGCUCUGCUCCUGUCAGCCGGGCUUCACGGGCGAUGCCUUUAUUCGCUGCCUUCCAUUGCCACCCAAGCCAGCUGAUCCACCAGCCCAGCCACCGAUGCCGUGUGUGCCAUCACCAUGUGGACCUUAUUCUCAGUGCCGUGAGGUGAAUGGCGGUGCCAGCUGUAGCUGCUUGCCGAACUAUAUUGGCGCAGCGCCCAACUGUCGACCCGAGUGCACCAUAAAUGCGGAGUGCGCCAGCAAUUUGGCGUGCAUCAAUGAGAAGUGUCGCGAUCCUUGUCCCGGCGCCUGCGGCUUUGCUGCCCAAUGCAAUGUCAUCAAUCAUACACCCAGUUGCUCUUGUCCCACCGGAUAUACAGGCGAUCCCUUCACCAGUUGUCGCCUGUUGCCGCCCACACCACCGCCAACAACACCGACACACGACGAUCCUUGCAUUCCCUCACCAUGUGGUGCUAAUGCACAAUGCCGCAAUGGCCAAUGCACUUGCCUGCCCGAGUAUCAGGGUGAUCCCUACACCGGUUGUCGGCCCGAAUGUAUUCUGAACUCCGAGUGCCCGAGAAAUCGCGCCUGUGUACGCAAUAAAUGUGUUGAUCCCUGUCCUGGAAGAUGUGCCCAGAAUGCUCUAUGCGAUGCUAUCAACCACAUUGCCAUGUGCCGCUGUCCAGAGCGUAUGACUGGAAAUGCUUUCGUUGCCUGCACACCUGUACAAGACGAGAUCAUUGUCAAUCCUUGUCAGCCAUCGCCGUGUGGCGCCAAUGCACAGUGCAUUGCGCGCAAUGGAAAUGCGAUUUGUUCUUGCAUUACUGGAUACUUCGGACAGCCUCCUAACUGCCGCCUGGAGUGCUACACCAGCUCGGACUGCUCGCCACAGCAUGCGUGCAUCAACAACAAGUGUGUGGAUCCCUGCCCAGGACAGUGCGGCCUCAACGCCAUUUGUCAAGCGGUACAGCAUCGCGCCCAUUGCGAGUGCAUCGCUGGCUAUACGGGCAACGCCUACACCUUGUGCAAUCUAAUUGUUGUUGAGCGUAAGCCGGAGACUGCUCGAGAUCCAUGCCAUCCAUCGCCUUGCGGACCAAAUUCCCAGUGCAGCAGUGAAAAUGGCCAAGCGCGUUGCUCUUGCCUGUCUGAGUACCAAGGCACGCCGCCAAAUUGUCGACCAGAAUGUACCAACAACGAUGAUUGCGCCAAUAAUUUGGCCUGCAUCAAUCAGAAAUGUCGCGAUCCAUGCCCCGGCAGCUGUGGCCAAAAUGCCCAGUGCCAGGUGACCCUUCAUACGCCUAACUGUCAUUGUCCAGCGGGCAUGACAGGUGAUCCUUUCCGACUUUGCCAGCCAUUGCCCCAAACUCCGCCUAAACAACCGCCAACACAAAAGAAUCCUUGCUAUCCAUCGCCAUGUGGUAGCAACACGGAAUGUCGCGUUCGUGGUGAAAGUUUCGUUUGCGAGUGCAUUCAUGAGUACAUUGGCAAUCCCUAUGAAGGGUGUCGUCCCGAAUGUGUCGGCAACUCCGACUGCUCAGCGAAUCGCGCUUGCAUACGGAACAAAUGCGCCGAUCCCUGUCCCGGUACUUGCGGCCUUGAGGCAGUCUGCAGCGUCAACAAUCAUGUACCCAUAUGUUCCUGCGCCGCGGGCUACACGGGCAAUGCCUUUGUGCAGUGCACGCGACAAGUGACACCACCGCCCCCAUCGGAUCCAUGCUAUCCAUCGCCCUGUGGUCUCAACUCAGUCUGUCGGGUGCAGCGGGGUCAGCCCGUUUGCGAAUGUCUGCCCGGCUUCUUUGGCAAUCCAUUAGGCCAAGGCUGCCGACCCGAAUGCACUCUCAGCUCCGACUGCGCCAAGGACCGCGCCUGUGUGAAUAACAAGUGCGUGGAUGCGUGUGCUGGUUUUUGCGGCUAUGGCGCCGUCUGCCAGACCAUCAAUCACAGUCCUAUCUGCAGUUGUCCGGGCAACAUGGUCGGCAAUCCAUUCGUACAAUGCGAGGCACCACGUGACAACGUGGAUCCAUGCCAACCAUCGCCGUGUCGUAGCAAUGGCGUUUGUCGCGUACACAAUAACGCCGCCACCUGCAGCUAUCCGGAGUGUGUGACCAACGAGGACUGCUCCCGAGAUCGCUCCUGUGUCAGCCAGAAAUGCCGUGAUCCUUGUCUGCAUGCCUGCGGUCUCAAUGCCGUUUGCAAUGUUGUCAAUCACAAGGCCAUCUGCAGCUGUCCGCCGAACUUCUAUGGCUCGCCAUACGCUCAGUGUGUGCGUCAAGUUCCACAUUUGGAUCCACCCAAGCCCGAGUGUACUAGCGAUACCGACUGUACCAACGAUAAGGCCUGCAUCAAUCAAGUCUGUCGCAAUCCCUGCGAACAAUCGAAUCUCUGCGCCCAGCAGGCACGCUGCCACGUUCAGCUACACCGUCCCCUCUGCGUCUGCAACGAAGGAUACACGGGUAACGCCCUACAGCAUUGCUAUCUAUUGGGCUGUCGCUCCGAUGGCGAAUGUGCGCCCACCGAGGCCUGCAUCAAUGAGAAAUGUGUGGACCCGUGCGGUUUUACCCAGUGCGGCACCGGAGCCAUCUGUCGGUCCGACUUUAAUCAUCACGCUCGCUGCCACUGUCCCGAUGGCUAUCGCGGUAAUCCUUUGGUGCGCUGCGAGCGACCCGAGUGUCGUAGCGAUGAUGAAUGUGCCUUCCAUUUGGCCUGUCGCAACGAACGCUGCGGUGAUCCCUGCAAUUGUGGUAUUGGCGCUCAGUGCCGCGUGGAUAACCAUCGCGCCCAGUGCCGCUGCCCGGCCGGGUAUAGCGGUAACCCAGCUGUACGAUGCGAAUUGGUGCCCGUCCAGCCUGAGGGAUGCACUAUGGAUGCCGAAUGUCCAAGCAAACUGGCCUGCUUCAAUGGCGAGUGUAAGAACCCAUGCGAUGUAACCCACCCAUGUGGCGCCAAUGCCAUCUGUGAGGUUGUCGACACUCUGCCACUACGCACGAUGAUGUGUCGCUGUGAGCCUGGUUACGUGGGUGAUGCUGACAUUGGAUGUCGCAAAGAACCCGUCCAAGACCAAGGCUGCGUGUCGCAUGAUCAGUGCCAGGAUAUGGAAGCCUGUCGCUCUGGCAUUUGUGUCAAUCCCUGCCUGGAUGCUUCUCCCUGUGCGCGCACAGCUCAGUGUCUUGCGCAAAAGCAUCGCGCCAUCUGCAGCUGUCCACAGGGCACCCAAGGAGAUCCCUUCACCAACUGUUAUCAGCCACCUAAAAUCACAGCUGGUUGCUCCCACGACUCGGAAUGUACGCCGACAACGGCUUGCAUCAAUAAACGCUGCCAAGAUCCGUGUGCUGAGGCCAAUCCUUGCGCCGGCAAUGCCGAAUGUCGCGUUCAAAACUUCCGACCUAUCUGCUACUGUCCCUCUGGUUGGGGCGGUGAUCCGCAAGUCCAAUGCUUCAAACCCGAAUGCAAGAGCAAUCCUGAUUGUCCCUAUGACAAGGCAUGUCUGAACGAGAACUGCGUCAACCCUUGCACUCACGGUCAAGUGCGUUGCGGCAGCGGUGCCGAGUGCCUGCCACAGAAUCAUCAAGCUGUAUGCCGCUGUCCAGCCGGCACGCAAGGUAAUCCUUUCGUCGCCUGCAUCACCGGACACUGUCAGUUCAACGAGGACUGUGCCGAUCACGAGGCCUGCGAUCGUCUGAAUCGUGUUUGUCGUCCUGUUUGCGAGCAGGACACCUGCACCGCAAAUGCCAUUUGUGUGGGACGUCGCCAUCAGCCGCAGUGCGAGUGUCGCCCCGGCUACCAGGGUAAUCCCUUCGUGCUUUGCGAACUGCCAAAGAGUGAACCAAAGCCACAAUGCACCCAGGACGCCGACUGCCCGUCGAAAUUGGCUUGCAUCAAUCAACGCUGUGCAAAUCCAUGUGCCACACCACAUGUGUGCACCCCACAGCAGACGUGCUCGGUCCUGGACACUCUGCCGCUGCGCACCAUGAUCUGCAAGUGCCCCAGCGAUACCGUCUCCGACAACUCGGGCAAUUGUGUACCUAUCCAGCCCGUCAUCGUUGCUGGCGGAUGUCAACAUAAUGCGGAGUGUUCCAGUUCCGAGGUAUGCCUCCAUGGCAGUUGCCUGGACGCCUGUAGCCUGGAACGUUGCGGCGUCAAUGCUCAAUGCAGUGCCCGCGAUCAUUACGCACAAUGCGCCUGCCCAGCUGGCUAUCAGGGUAAUCCACGCAUCGAAUGCUAUACCACAGAAAUUGCCUUGCCGAAAAUACCGGGCGCUGAAUGCACCCGCAAUGAUGACUGCCCACGCGAUAAGAACUGCCAGAACGAGCGCUGUGUGAACCCAUGUGCAGCCGAUGCUUGCGGCCGGGGCGCCUACUGUCAUGUACAGGAUCGCGCCGCCGUCUGUCGCUGCCCGCCUGGGUACACUGGCGAUGCUCGCGUACGCUGUCUGCCACCUUCGGAUGUCAUCACAGUGGGCUGCAAGUCGGACUCUGACUGCCCCGUAACGGAGGCUUGCAUUAAUGCGCAGUGCAUUAGUCCAUGCAACUGUGGACCCAAUGCCGAGUGCACUGUGAAGAAUCACCAUCCGAUCUGCUACUGCAAACCAGGUUUCUCGGGCAAUGCUCAGUUUGGCUGCGCCCCCAUCGGAUGCCAAUCGGAUGAUGAGUGCGCCAAUGAUAAGCAGUGCCUGAAUCGUGAAUGCAUCAAUCCCUGUCUGACCAGCGAUCCUUGUGCUCUCAAUGCUGAAUGCUAUGGCCGAAAUCAUCGAGCCAGCUGCCGCUGUCCCGCCGAACUUGAGGGUGAUCCAUUUGUGCGCUGUGUGCGCUUGGAAUGCCAUUCAAAUCACGACUGCGCCACCAAUUUGGCUUGCGUUGCCAACCACUGUGUGGAUCCCUGCGCUCAAAGUCCCUGCGCCCAAAAUGCCAUUUGCCAGUCCCUACAACAUCGUGCUGUCUGUCGCUGUCCGGAUCAAAUGCCAUUGGGCAAUCCCUAUGCCUACUGCGAACCGCGACCCGUGGAACCCGUGUGCCGCGACGACGGCAACUGCCCCAGCGGCUUGGCUUGCAUCGAUGCCAAGUGCCUGAAUCCAUGUACGGAGCUGUCACCCUGCGCACGUAGCGCCCACUGCAGCGUGCUAGACAGCGUACCCGUCCGCACCAUGGUCUGUGAGUGUCCCGAAUCGCAAGUGCCGGAUGCCAGCGGCGAGUGCCGUGAACUCGUGUUACAGAGUCCGCCCGGUUGCGAGAGCGAUCUCGAUUGUGGCGAACAGGAGGCGUGCGUGAAUCGCCAGUGCCGCAAUCCAUGCAACUGCGGUACUAAUGCUAUCUGCCAUGUGCAACAGCAUCGCGCAGUUUGCAGUUGUCAGGAUGGAUACGAGGGCAAUCCCUAUGGAACCUGUCGAUCCAUCGGCUGUCGCGUCGAUGGCGAAUGCGACUCUGGCAAGGCGUGCCUAAACGGCAACUGCCUCAAUCCCUGCCUGAUCAACGACCCGUGCGGCCCCAAUGCCGAGUGCUAUGUGCAGUCGAGCCGUGCCCAGUGCCGCUGCCUUAGCGGAUAUCGCGGCAAUCCCUACGAGCGUUGUCGCGUCAUCGGUUGCAUCAGCAACAACGACUGCCCCACUGACAAGACCUGCCAGAACGAACAAUGCGUCAAUCCGUGCGCCUAUCACAAUGAAUGCGCUCCACGUGCCGAGUGUCGUCCACAGAAUCAUAUGGCUGUGUGCCGCUGCCCACCAGACUACCUGGGUAAUCCCUAUGUGGCUUGCCGACCGCAGCCACAGCCCGUUUGCAAACUGGAUACGGAUUGUCCCGCUCGCUUCGCGUGCAUCAAUGAACAAUGCGUUGAUCCCUGCGUGGUAUUGGAGCCAUGCCAGCGACCAGCCCAGUGCCAGGUGACACCAACAGCCCCAGUACGUACCAUGAUCUGCAUUUGUCCCGAUGGUUAUAUCAGCAGCGGUAGUGGCAGCUGCAAACCCACCACUAGCGUGGUCAAGGUAGGUGGCUGUAUCUCGGACUCCGACUGUGCCGCCGACAAGUCCUGCGUGAACGGAAUUUGCCGAGAUCCAUGCAAUUGUGGAUUGAACGCCGAGUGUCGCAUCAAGGAUCAUAAGCCAGUGUGCACCUGUCGCCAGGGCUUUGAGGGUAAUCCCGAGUUCGAGUGUGCAAAGAUCGAGUGCACUAUCAAUUCGGAAUGCCCAGCUACGCAUGCCUGCCGUAAUCAACUUUGCGUGCCCGCCUGCCAAGGCGAGCUUUGUGGUCCCAAUGCCGAGUGCCUUGCCAUCAAUCAUCGUGCGGUUUGCGAGUGCGCCCCUGGACAUGGUGGAAAUGCGCGUCUGGGCUGCACGCCUCUUGGCUGUCGCAACGACAAUGAGUGUCCGUCAGAUAGGGCUUGCGUUAAUGGAAAAUGUGGCAAUCCUUGCGACACUACAGCGAUCUGUGCCAGCGAUGAGCUCUGCAAGGUCUAUCAACAUAAGCCACAAUGCGCUUGUCCCCCAGGAACCGUGCCCGGUCGCAAUGGUUGCGAACAGGAGCGAGUUGCGCCCAUCUGCAUCAGCGAUGGAGAUUGUCACACUCAGCGCGCCUGUCUGCGCGGGGAAUGCGUCAAUCCCUGCAAUUCAACCCAACCUUGUGGCGUGAAUGCCGAAUGUCGUGUCCUCGACACCCUACCCGUUCGCACAAUGAUCUGCGAGUGCCUCGAAGGCUACACCGGCAAUGCAGCGGUGCAGUGCGACAAACGUUCACUCUGUGUCAUCGAGAAAGGCUUCGUGCGCGAUGUGGAUGGACAGUGUGUCUGUCCACCGGGCAGUGCCCUCGACAUUUACGAAUACUGCACACCAUGCCUGGUAGAGCAGGGCUAUCGAAUCGACGAGAGCGGCCAUUGCGUCUGCGCGCUAGAACGCGGCAUGGUGAUCGAUGAGCGCGGUCGCUGUACUUGUCCGAUUGAGCUGGGCUAUCGCCUCACACCGUUGGGUGAGUGCCAGCCAGUGGAGCAGCCCGAAUGCGUGACCAACGAGGAGUGCGCAGAUAAUCGCUACUGCAAUCCGGUGACGAAGACCUGUGAGGAUCCCUGCCUGACCAAAACGUGUGGUGUUAAUGCAUUCUGCAAUGCGGUGAAUCACCGUGCCCAGUGCCAGUGCAUUACCGGCUAUACUGGCAAUCCUGAGCUGCAUUGCAAUCACACCAACUUCCGAACCGACUUCCCACGACCUGACAUGGUUGUCAGCUGCUUGGCUGAUGGCGUUCAAGUGGAGAUUCAUAUCACGGAGCCGGGCUUCAAUGGCGUUCUAUAUGUGAAGGGACACAGCAAGGAUGAGGAGUGCCGUCGCGUUGUCAAUCUGGCCGGCGAGACGGUUCCACGCACCGAAAUCUUCCGCGUCCACUUUGGCAGCUGCGGCAUGCAAGCCGUUAAGGAUGUGGCCAGCUUUGUGCUGGUCAUACAAAAGCAUCCCAAGCUCGUAACCUACAAGGCGCAGGCCUAUAACAUCAAGUGCGUCUACCAGACCGGUGAAAAGAAUGUGACCCUUGGCUUUAACGUAUCCAUGCUGACGACGGCCGGAACAAUUGCUAAUACGGGACCACCGCCCAUCUGUCAAAUGCGUAUCAUUACCAAUGAGGGUGAGGAGAUCAACUCGGCUGAAAUUGGCGACAAUCUGCGUCUACAAGUGGAUGUCGAACCAGCCACUAUUUAUGGUGGUUUUGCGCGCUCCUGUAUCGCCAAAACAAUGGAGGACAAUGUACAGAAUGAGUAUCUAGUAACCGAUGAGAAUGGCUGCGCCACUGACACUAGCAUAUUUGGCAACUGGGAAUAUAAUCCCGAUACCAACAGUCUUCUGGCCAGCUUCAAUGCCUUCAAAUUCCCCUCGAGCGAUAACAUACGCUUCCAGUGCAACAUACGCGUCUGCUUUGGUAGAUGCCAGCCGGUCAAUUGCGGUGGAUACAAUGCCUUUGGACGCCGUCGUCGCUCCAUUGCGGACAACUCUAGCGAUACGACGGCAAUUGCGACAAGCACUGGUGUGGAGGGUCAACUGCGCGAGGAGAUCACCAUCUCCUCUAAUGCCAUCCUGACAUUCGAGAAACGCAGCGGUCCUGGCCUGAAUGAUGCCAACAUCAAACCGGCGGCUCAGCGCGUUGAGGAUAUUUGUGUCUCAAUGGUGGGCUUAAUCAUAGCUCUGGUUAUCACGGCGCUGUUGGCUCUGGUCGCCGUCGCCGUUGCAGUUUCCUGCUGGCUGAUGGCCUACAGAAGAAGACCCAAGACAUUGGCGCCAUUGCCACAUCCGCCAGAGUUCCCCAAUCCGCUGUUUGCCAAUCCAGACGCUGCGCCUGAGCCAACGCCGGAUUAUAUAUCCUAAGCCGUAACGUAACUAUAAAAUAACACACCGACAAAUCAACAACAAAAACUCCUACCCAUAAUAUUAGUUUGUAAAACAAUAAUACAGAAAUUAUGAAUGUUUGAAAAGCACGUGCAAAAAGUAAGAAACGAAAUUAAAUUUCGCGAAAGCAUACAAUGAAAUGAUAAAAGAAAAAGCAAAAGUACAGUUGUGAGCUGAAAAUGUAGUCGUCGGGCGUUUAUGAAACGCUCACGUAAAUAAUAAAAAAAAAAAAACGAAACUUAAAAAAAUUGUAUAAAGAAAAACGACAUAAGAAAAAUGCCACAGAAAGCGUUGCAAAUAAUUUAAACUUAAGAAAAUAAUUUUAUUAUUUUGUAUUAACAUUUUAGUAGUUUUUCCUUACUAAUAUGAGAAUUUUGCGUAGUUGCCUAGAAAAUUUUAAAAGACCCUCAACAGAUUUAUGACCGAAACUGCCAAAAGUUUUAAGAUAGUGAAACAAUAGACUAUUUAGAUACAAAGAGCAGCUACAAAGGAAUUCUCGUCAUCUAACGACAACUUCUUCAUUAGUCGGUUAUAAUUACAUAUUGAUAUUUUGUUAUAUACAUACAUAUACACAUAUAUAACUAAAGACUUCCUAUAAAUAUUUAGGGUGUGGGUAGUAGCAACAACACUUUGUAUUAUAGCACAAACACGUAAACACACACACACACACUACUACUUCCUGUGUAAUUUUAGGACAUGAGCUCGCCUUUUAAAAUUGAAAACUGCCUUUAUUUCCCACAACACGAAACGAACAAUGCACCCAAAAAAAAAAUAAUACUCUUUAGCAGUACGUAAACUUAAAAUGGAGCAGCCUAUUUCCAUGCCAGACAUGAGUAUAACCACAAGACAAUAUACCACGAUUGUCUUUCAUGGAUUAUUUUAAAGAAAGUUCUGCAUCCACACACACACACACACAUACAGACCACAAAUAGCGAAGCGAACUUGAGCACAAAUGGAAAGAAGCUGCUCUGAAAAAAAAUUAAUGAAACUAAAAUAAAAACAAAACACAACAAACAAAAAAAUACUGCCACUGAGGCGUCAACCGCGCACAAAAGAUUAAUGCAUAGGAGAGAUAUAUAAGGUUUGUUUUAAUUUUAAAUGCAACGACGACUAAUGGAGGAUUUGAACUAUGACCUAUAACUAAACUACUCUACUACAUACCUACUAUGAUUAACCAAUUAUUUUUGUAGUUUUUUAGUCAAUUAAUAUUAAAUUGUUGUGAUUGUUUUAAAAUGCAAAUGAAAUACUUCCACUAACUAACUAAUAGCGAGAAAAGUAUAGCAUGUACUUAAAAAAGGCAACGAACCGGCGCGUUUAAAUAUCCCCCGCUUUCGAUCAAGCACAAAGCGAGCUGUUAACGCGCCUGAAGCUGUGCAGCGAAUUUUUGGCUUCUCGCGCCUGUUCAUAGAGCGUAGUUGUCGCCUGGUCGAAAUGAGGAACACGCCGCUAUAUUUAAAUUAUUCAAAAUGAAGUUUUAAAUUAAUAUUAUUAAACAUAAACAAAAUGUAUAGUCACUACUUUAAGCCGAACGUGGAGCGUGAAACCCGAAACAUUUCUUUAUCCAAGUAUAGUGAAAAUACCACGAAACUCCCACACACUCAAACAUUGAGAGACACUCCCACACACACACGCGCCUACAAAAUGAGACCAAUUUGUAAAUAAUACAACACAGGCAAAAAAUGAACCGAUGGUAUUUUUAGUAGCGCAUUUUUGUGUAUAGGUUUCAAAACUUUCGCCCAGGGAAAGGAAUAUGCCAGAAUAAAAUUAUUUUCUGAUUCCAAGUAACGCAAUACAACAAAAAAAAAUAGAUUAAAAAAUCUAGCAAACAAGUUCGCUCACAAUUAACAAAAAAAAAACUUUUAUUUUUUCUUCACAAACACCGUUUAACAAUUUAUCCGAAUAAACAACUAGAAUUAAGUUGAUACAACUUUUUGCACUGGCAGCAAAUAUUGAAAAACAAAAAAGAAUUGUAAAAAGAACACAAUAGUUAAAUUGUAAUUAUAAAGAAUUGUAUUUAAAUCGAAACAAAAAUAUCAUAAUUUUAAUCGCUUAUUGUAAACUAAUAAAUAUUAAAUGAAUAUGAAUAAAGAAAAUGUAA